Molecule: messenger RNA, 47123 nt
Organism: Podarcis lilfordi (Lilford's wall lizard)
Lineage: Eukaryota; Metazoa; Chordata; Lepidosauria; Squamata; Lacertidae
Source: the annotation of a GenBank genome assembly
GUCAGAUCCAAACUCACAUUUAAAACAAGAGUCUGAACUGCUUUUCAUUUACUUUGCUCCCCUUUGAGAUGCCAGAAGCAAUUUCCUCUUGAAGUUGACUUCCUUUCUGGAAACGAUUUUGUCUCAAACCAUGUUGAGGCUCUCUGGUCCCAUUAUCUGACUGACUUGCUCUUUUUUGUUCCCUUUUCUUUGCUACUGCAGCAAAACAGACCUUCUGGCUGCAAGGGAAUCACACUGAAGUUUUGCAGGAACUUUUUAUUUCGGUUGUUUUCUCACAUCAUUAUCAGCCAGCCAAGAGGGACAGACAAAGCACUCAUUGGUGCCCUCUGCAACAGAACACUGCUAGCGGGGGCUGGCUGUAAAUUGACGUGGCAUGGAAAAUCUCUGCUAAGUUUGUAACACUUUGUAUGUUCCUGCAAGAGCAGUAACACUCUUGCCCAGGAGGACUUCGUCGCCUGAAAGCAUAAAGGGUUAUACGCCUGGGUGUAACUAUGGCUGGAAAAUUCCUCCUGUUUCUAACUUGGGACUUGAAGAUUCUUUUUUCUUUGGUGUUGUGGCUAGCAGUAAACAGCAUCUAAAACUUUGAGAUUCCUUCCUCUUCUUUUUUUUUCUCUCCAAUCAGAGGGAAACAGAUUUUGUGGCAUUCUCCAUUUCUACCUCCACCCUCUUUGCACCUUCCUGCUCCCUGCCGGCUGUGACCAUGGGGUGCGGACUCAGAAAACUAGAAGACCCAGAUGAUAGCAGCCCUGGAAAAAUAUUUUCAACGCUAAAGAGACCGCAAGUGGAAACAAAGACAGACUCUGCUUAUGAGUACAUAUUGCUUGAUUUUACUUUGGAAGGUAGGUAUCUUGUUUCAGCAGUACUCUGUGCCAAAGGCUUAAAGGGGCAAAAGUUUUCCUUAUUUUAUUUCUUUGGGUUAGAUACGGGGAAACUAAUUCACGAGAAUCUUUCAACACCAGUCACUGUUAAUCAUUAGGCCAAUGGUUUAGAAAUGUGUUAAAUUGUGCGUAUGAAUGCCAGAAAAAAAUGUGUAUGCACGUAACAGUUAGCACAUUGGUGCCUCUGUUCAGAAAAAAAGGUCUUUUUCCAAAUCUGUGCAUAGCUGAAAGCCAGUUUCUGUCAGUAUCGGCAGUUCUGUUAAACUUGACAGUAAGCACUACUUAAGAGCACUUCUACAGUGGAAAAUACCUUUUAGCUUCCUAUUCUUUGUUUCAUGUUCUGUUUUGUUUUUGUAGCUCAGGCAUGGAAGGAAAACUGAAUUUUGUGCAGUUAAAAGGCAGACAGUGUGGGUCUACUUCCCUCUUUUGUAGGGUUUUUCUUGUUCCUAACCGACUCCCUGUCCCAGAAAACAUAAACAACCGACCCCAGACGGCUUCCCAUUAAAAACAGGCAGUUCUAUUCAGCUGUACAGUAGUUGCUUCAGGGACUCAUAAUUUUUGCUGAAACGUUUUGGUGUAGCUUCUCCAUGGCUAUACAGCAGUUCUUGUGGGUAGCUGAUACUAGUUUUAAAUGCUAUGGUUGCAGUAGCCAGAAUAUAUUAAUGCAGAUUACAAGUAUAGAUUUCAUGAAGAUUGUUGUGCAGGACACAUUUUAGUCCAUUACCUGCAUUUUUGGCUUUUCAUUCCGUAUGCAAUUCAUUCAUUUCUCUUUGGGUGAAGCAAAACUUAUUUGUGUGGAGAAACAGUAGCAACAACGACAACAUACUUUUGAGUCUCAUGCUGGAUUACCUAAUACAUAAGCAAUAUACUGGUCUAUAAGUUUAAAUUGGCAAUUGAUUUAAUGCAUUCUAGAUUUUGUUUGCAGCUUUUGUUUUGCUACAUAGUACGUAGCAUUUUGAGUUGCAUAGCUUUUGCGUUCCUGAAAGUAGUCUGAUGGUGGUUAUUUCUUGUGAAAAACAAUUAUUUUUCAUUAAAACAUACGCUUUAGCAACUGAACGCAAGGAGGAGGGGAGGUGUCUUUACAUCACUGCAGUAUUCCAUGACAUAUACCAAAAAAAUCAGGGUUCGAGCCAGAAUUUCGGUUUUGCAAAUGGAAAGACUCUAUUCGUGGAAAGGGUUGCAAUCCAGCAGAGACUCCUUCUGGAGGAAUGGGGGGGUGGUAAUCAGGCCCAGAGUCAGCAACUGGCCUGGUGGGGGGCAAAUGUUAAGCCCCAAAGAACCCACUGGGGCUGACAACAGUCGCUGGCAUCUUCCUUCUACUUUUUCACUACUAGGGCAACCCACCAUUUUCUUUUUCCCAGAAUGCUUCUGGGCAUAGAUGGCUGCAGCCUUGGGCGGCACUCUGCUUCAAAGAAAUAAAGAUGUUGGUGACCAGUCAUCCCUCGCGGCUGUUCUGGAACCCAAUAUUUCUCCCAACACAUCAGCUGUGCCCUCUGAGCUGGACUGCCUCUGCCCUACCCUGGCCACUGCAACAGGAGCCUCCGCUGAAUUGCGGACUCUUCUGCAAACAGGAGUCCUUCCUGUUUACAGAAAUCUGGGACUCCUGUGCACCACCUGGCGAGCUUAUUACGGAGGAUCUUGCCAGCAUCAUGGAUGUUUUGUGUGUGUGUGUGUUUCCCAGAGGGCAUCAUGCCCAGAUCCCCCCAGAACUGGUGCCAACCCUGGAAGCAAUUUUCACAAAUUCAUCCUUCCUCUCCACUGCCUCCCACACUGUUAUGGAGUACCCCUCCUUGACCCUCUGGAGCAGAUUUUCAGAGAGGAGGAGAGAUCUGUUGAAACCCAUUUCCCACAAGCAGCACUGUGAGCGGAGUUCCCGCUGCAGCAACUCUGAAUCUAUAAUCUGUCAGCAAUAUUGUGCUUAAAUCCUUCCCUGUUGUUAAAUUCGCAAACCCUUCAAUGAACACGAUCUGAAUGUUUAGAUGCACUCAGCUAGUUUUCUGUACAGUGGUACCUCGGGUUACAUACGCUUCAGGUUACAUACGCUUCAGGUUACAGACUCCGCUAACCCAGAAAUAGUGCUUCAGGUUAAGAACUUUGCUUCAGGAUGAGAACAGAAAUCGUGCUCCGGCGGCACGGCAGCAGCAGGAGACCCCAUUAGCUAAAGUGGUGCUUCAGGUUAAGAACAGUUUCAGGUUAAGUACGGACCUCCGGAACGAAUUAAGUACUUAACCUGAGGUACCACUGUAAUCUCAUUAGGAUUUCAGCAAAGACACAAGACCCCUUUUACUUGCAGUCUGAUACAGUGAUGCAUAUUUACGCAAUGUAAGGCUCAUGUUCAAAGGGACGCAGGUGGCGCUGUGGUCUAAACCACUGAGCCUAGGGCUUGCUGAUCGGAAGGUCGGCGGUUCGAAUCCUGUCAACGAGGUGAGCUCCUGUUGCUUGUUCCCAGCUCCUGCCAACCUAGCAGUUCGAAAGCACAUCAAAGUGCUAGUAGAUAAAUAAGUACCACUCUGGCGGGAAGGUAAACGGCAUUUCUGUGCGCUGCUCUGGUUCGCCAGAGGCAACUUAGUCAUGCUGGCCACAUGACCUGGAAAAACUGUCUGCGGACAAACGACAGCUCCCUCGGCCUGUAAAGCGAGGUGAGCGCUGCAACCCGAGUCAUUCGCGAGUGGACUUAACUGUCAGGGGUCCUUUAUCUUUACCUUUUUAAGGCUCACGUUCAGGCAAGUAUUAUUGCAACCAUAAUCACCUAAUUAUGGAUGUCAUCCUAAUCCUAAAAGUUCAUAAUGAUGUGUCUGUCUGCAGCUCAGAGGCAAGAGAUACAUCUCAGCAGUUCCAUGGUACAAUUACUGCUUCUAACGUUCUUGUGCAGUCUUUAGAACACUUAAUCUUAUGUUUUCGUUUGCUAUCUUACCAAAAUUUUGGAGCUGGCUAUGUGUGUGUGUGUGUGUGUAACAAACAAUGCCAUCUAAAUAUGACACUUACAUGUAAACACUGUACAAAACCAAGAAAACACACUUAAUGUUUGGAAUAAUUCAUCUACCUUACAUGAACAUUCCCAACAAGCUUCAGCCACAUGAUACAGCUAUAAUAUAAUACCAUUUAUGUGUGAAUAUUUUAUUUAAGAGCAUCCACACAUUAACUGGUGAAUGUCUAAAGGGACUAAUUAUAUUGUACCAUUUUAUGGCUACAGUUGGGUACUGUCCUGCAUUGUCCUGUACUGCAUAUUUUAAUGCAUAAACUGGAAAUUUAUUUACGUAUUUAAAAAUGUACUUAUAGAUUACCCUUUCGGGAAUAGUUGAACAUUGAUACAUCUAGCAUACACAUAUUUGUUUAGGUCUGGUUCCUGCCUAAAUACUGUCAUCAAGCUGACUGAAAAGUAAUUUAUAGACUCUGCAUGUCAUUUAAGUACAAAGUUUUCAUUUCAUUUCAUUUUUUAUUUUUAUUUUUUUGUUUGCCUUCUGUCCAUCCCGGGGCAGAAAGUUACUUCUAGCAUAACCGAGUUAGCCUAACAGUGGUUUGCCAUAAAAUGUUGAUGUCUGUAAUCUAUUGUUUUAUAUCUGUGUUACUGGGAUUCAACAUUAUUUUGUUUUCUACGUUCUUUAAGCCACCUUGAAAGGUCUCUGUCCUGAAAGGAAGCUUAGAAUAUAACUAUACAGAAUCAGUUCAGACCCCAAAACGAAUGUGAGCAAACCAAUGGAAAAAUGCUGGCAUCUGAGCUCGUCUAAUUUUGCGAUUUCCAUUGACUGAAAUUAUGGUUCAGAGCUACCGACAACUCUAUGGUACAGAAUCUAAUAUUGAGCAGGAAUUCCGCCUGCUGAAAAUCUCAGCUUUUCCUUCUUAUUUACUUUUAAUAGAUACAAGUUCCUAGCUCCCAUUGAUGCAAAAAUAGGUUCGACAAUAUGUGAACAAUGCCUGAUGAAAUCUAAAAAGCCAUGGGAUAGGUUAAGUAGGACUUGUAGGGGACAAGGCUUUGGUGCCUUAUCCAACUCCUUAGCCCUGCCCACAAGUAGCAAAAACAAAAUAAAUUGUGCCAGGUAAAUGCCUAUCUACAAAUGUGUGUGGUUUCUAUAGGUCAGAGAAUCUAGCUAUCUUGAUGUAUAGAGUUUGCGUUUCUUAAAUAAAGGUUUUUAGUAUAGACUACAUUCCAGCCCUCGAUCUGUACUGUAGCCGUAAUAGCUACUAUUUUAAUUUUUAUAGCUUGCUCCCUGCACCUGUUGUUGUAACCACUAAUCCUCCCAGCUUCUCUGAGUCAGUGGUGUGAUAUAGAGCCAUAAGCAGAACAGCCAAGUUGUUUUAAUUUCUCCUAUUAGCAGAUACCUACAGCGAAACCCCACAUUGCAGCUUAAAUUUUAUAUACAGAAUAUAUAUAUAAGCUACUGUUUCUGUCCAGUGCCGUUGGAAGUCACUGAAAUGUUUGUGUAAUUGAAAUCCCUUUAGCUUCCUCAAAUCCAGAGGCGAUCAAGAUCAGCUCUGUGCUGGAAAUUGCAAAAAAGGUGGAGGAAUAUUAUACGAAAGGAUAUGUGGUAGGAGCUAUUCACCCUGUUUUAUUGUCAAUUGGACGAAGAAGACACUUCCCAGCAAGUCACAUUUAUCGAGUCGUACUACUGCGUCUCAAACUGAGGUAUGCACCAUAGUAAAUAAGUGUUUCUAUUAUUGUUUAAUGUAUUUAUAUCCUGCCUUUCUCCCAAAUAGAUAAGAUAAACAUAGAGCCAGGCCAUAAAUACUUUGUCUCAAAAGGUAAUUCGGUUGCGUUCCAAGUAACACAUUUGGGCGACUUUGUAAUCAGGCCUCCAUGGAGCAUUAGCCAAACAAAAGAGUUGCCAAGACUGAAUUCAUAAUAUUUUGGAACGAAGGAAGUUGUGCGUGCUGGCAUUUUGCACAAGAUACAUCAGACUGUAACAAAGGCUGCUUUCUUUCUGUCUCCAGCCAAAAGCAUCAAGCAUCCAGAGGACAGAGACAACCCAGACUCGUGAUUGAGGAGUGUCCUUUGACAUAUGAAACGCUAACAAAUGAGGUGGUAAAAGGACUGUUGGAAAAGGUAGGACGGUCUUAACAAUUUCUCCUUGAAAUAUUUUGCUUGUAGGCUUUUCAACAUGUCAUGUAGGUUAAUUUUUUCCACGUAUGACUGAGCCUCCUCCCCUCAUGUGCUCUUCUCAAUUAGUCACCUCUUGAUUUGCAGACCAUAGUUUCAUUUUAAAUAUGAACCUGCAAAUGAUGGUUUGUUCUUGUCUCGCAAGCCUGGGUUAUACACCAGGAUUUAAUCCUGCUUCAUAGGGCGGGCACAAUCCAUAGUUUGCUAGUUCAGAUGUAAUGAACUAUGGCUUGCUACAAUCCGCAAUGUAACUGAUGAUGGAUAUGUUGUCACGUCACUCCUUGGUGUGUGGAGUGCCGCAGGGCGCAAUCCUCUCCCCGAUGCUUUUUAACAUCUUUAUGCGCCCCCCUUGCCCAGAUUGUCCGGAGCUUUGGGCUGGGUUGUCACCAAUAUGCUGAUGACACUCAGCUCUAUCUGCUGAUGGAUGGCCACACUGACUCGGCCCCAAACACACUGACCAGAUGCUUGGAAGCUGUGGCUGGAUGGUUUCGUGGCAGCUGAUUGAAACUAAAUCCUUCGAAGACAGAGGUCCUCUGGCUGGGUUGGGAUGGCAUGGGGAUGAGGGACCAACUCCCUUCUCUUGCGGGGGCCCAAUUAGUGCCAUUGCCUUCCGUUAAGAGUUUGGGUGUAAUCCUUGACGCCUCCCUUUCCAUGGAGGCGCAAGUUAUAGCAACAGCCAAGGUAACAGUUUUCCACCUUCGCCGCAUCAAGCAGUUGGUCCCUUACCUUUCCUGCCCUGACCUGGCCACAGUGAUCCAUGCGACGGUCACCUCCAGGCUUGACUACUGUAAUUCGCUCUAUGCAGGGCUGCCCUUGAAGCUGUCCCAGAAACUCAAGCGGGUGCAGAAUGCUGCAGCGAGGCUCCUCACGGGGUCUCUGACAUGGGAGCAUAUUCACCCAGUGCUUUUCCAGCUGCACUGGCUCCUGGUGGAGUACAGGGUCAGAUUUAAGGUGCUGGUUUUGACCUUUAAAGCCCUUCACAGCCUAGGACCCUCAUACCUAUGGGACCACCUCUCCUGCUAUGCCCCCCGGAGGACCUUAAGGUCCAUAUAGCAACACCCUAGUAGUCCCGGGCCCUAAGGAAGUUAGAUUAGCCUCAACCAGAGCCAGGGCCUUCUUAACACUGGCUCCGGCCUGGUGGAACGCUCUGUCUCAUGAGACCAGGGCCCUGCAGGAUCUGAUUUCUUUCCGCAGGGCCUGUAAGACAGAGUUGUUCCACCUGGCCUUUGGCUUGGAAUCAGUUUGAUUCCCUCCCCCUCUUUCUUUUUCCUUUCUCCUCCUAUGAAGAGAUUGCACCCUAAUGUUUUAAUGUUGUAUUUUAAUCUUUUAAAUUGUAUUUUAAUCGACAUGUGCUAUUUUCGCACACCAGUGCGCACUUCUUUCUUCCCGCACCCAGACUCCUGUAUAAGGAAAGCAUCACAUGCAAAUGACCCCUCACCGUGUUUCUAAUUUCUGAAUAAUAAUUUAGAAAUGAUUUCUAAAUGCACACAGCUUAAUUAUAACUGUAUUUGUGUGUUGGGGGGGAAAUAUAUAGAUCAACGAUGCCGCAAAAAGAGGAAUGAAGUUUGUCGGAUUUAUAACACAACCUUGUCCAAAAUCAAAAAUCUGCAAUGGCACAAGCACAGAUGGGAAUGCAGAGUCCGAUUCAACCCUAAGCAGAAGGAGUAGGGAACAGAGAAGACACAACACAGAUGACAGUGAUAAGCCCUGGAAUGAAGGGACUCUGAGUGGACAGUCCUCUGAGAGUGGCAUAGAAGAAGAAAUCCAGCCAGACAUUGGGCAGUUGCGGGAGACAGAUUUUCAUGAUGGAAGAGAAGGCAGUCCUAGCCCCACUAAACUGAGGAAAGAAGGUACUGAAAAUUGCUACAUAUAUAGUCUUAACUAUUUCCAAGGAAUGUAAGUAUCCAUUUUUGGACACGAUUACCAUCCAGACUGGUUCAAGAUCUGAAGGUGCUUUUGGACCCAGCCAUCCCCCCCCCCCUCCAACAUUAGCAAAUACCGUAUUUUUUGCUCUAUAAGACUCAUUUUUUCCCUCCUAAAAAGUAAGGGGAAAUGUGUGUGCGUCUUAUGGAGCGAAUGCAGGCUGCGCAGCUAUCCCAGAAGCCAGAACAGCAAGAGGGAUUGCUGCUUUCACUGCGCAGCGAUCCCUCUUGCUGUUCUGGCUUCUGAGAUUCAGAAUAUUUUUUUUCUUGUUUUCCUCCUCCAAAAACUAGGUGCGUCUUGUGGUCUGGUGCGUCUUAUAGAGUGAAAAAUACGGUGGUGAUGGCAGGAGGUGAUAUAUCAAUAUAUCACCCAAAACCAUUUCGAAGUCCAUAUUGUUAUACUGGUUUCAUAAUUUUUGUCCUGGCAAUAUAUCGCAAAUCAUGGUGUGUGUGCGUGCUAUGCAGAAAUCACAAUGUGGAGAAAACCGUGACGCCAACCACCCUUAGCUCCAUCCUUAUUUCAGACAUCAUGAUGUAUCAGUAUAUCACAAUGUUUAGCUGGCGAUAUAUCGUGAUGUUGAAAUCCAGAUAUUGCCCAGCCCUACUGUUCGCCUCUACAUAGUUCCAUCCUUAUUUCAGAUAUUGUGAUAUAUUGAUAUAUUGAUAUAUCAUGAUGUUUAGCCGGUGCUGUUUCGCGAUGUUGAAAACCAGAUAUCACCCAACGUGGCUUCCCAAACACAAAGCUCGCUGUGGGUAACUGAGAGGAGGAGGGGCAGGGCAAUCAGCAUGGCAAAGGCACAGUGUCAAGAGUGUCCGGUUGGUGGCAGUGGUGCACCUGCACUGCUCCAACCUCCCACCUCCUUGCACUUCUCCCUCUUAAGUUACUGGCAACAACCUCCAUGAUGAGAAGCUGGGUAAGCUCCACCAGCCACAAUGGCCAGCUUCAACUUUUAUGAGUUCCUCUUGCUGUGCAAGCUGUGCCCCUUUUUAGAGCAAGGAAAUCUUACCAUGCUGAUCCAUGGUUUUGUGACCUUUGUUAUUGCAAGGUACUCCUUAAGUGCGGGUGGUGCUGUGGUCUAAACCACCAAGCCUCUUCGGCUUGCCGAGCAGAAGGUCGGUGGUUCCAAUCCCUGUGACUGAGUGAGUUCCCGUUGCUCUGUCCCAGCUCCUGCCAACCUAGCAGUUCGAAAGCACACCAGUGCAAGUAGAUAAAAAGGUACCACUGUGGUGGAAAGGUAAAUGGCAUUUCCAUGCAUUCUAGUUUCCGUCACGGUGUCCCAUUGCUCCAGAAGCAGUUUAGUCAUGCUGGCCACAUGACCCGGAAAGCUGUCUGUGGACAAACACCGGUUCCCUCGGCCUGGAGUGAGAUGAACGCCACAACCCCAUAGUUGCCUUUGUCCAGGGAUCCUUUAUCUUUACCUUCACUCUUAAGGCUGCUCUUGAAGAUGAACUUCCACAACAGGGGUGGGUCCCCAACAUCUGGAGAGUCACAAGUUUGCCACCCCUAUGGUAUAAGAUAAUCUAGAAGAGGCAAGGGCUUUCUUGACAGUGACAUUCUCAUUAUUGUAAGGCCCUCUCCAAAAAGGUUCACCUGGUGACAACACUGCUGACAUUUGAUAGCAGGCAGCAGAAUUUUUAUUUGCCCAUGCAUUUUAAUAGAUUAUAUUAAUUUAACUGAACAAGUUUUAGUCUGUUUGAAAGUUUUUUGCUGAUUUCUUGUUUUUGAUGGGGUGUGGUGUGCUUUUAUGCUGCACACCGCCCUGAUAUCAGAUUGUUUAUUUUUAAAUAAAAUAAAUAUUAAUUUAGCCUGGAGCGCUUACAAAAUGCUUCAGCCCAUCUGCUGAUGAUUGUGGCAAGAACAUAGGUAACCCGUUCCAAUGUAACUCCACUGAAUGCUUGUGGCGUUUUGGGCCCAGCUCAACAUGUUGGUGUCGACUUUACAGCCUGAAACAAACCUAAUUCAGGGAACUGCCUCUCUCUGUGUGAGUCCCUUUGCCAGCUGCAGUCCUCAGAGAGAGCGUUGCUCCAUAUUUUCACAUGAUGCCGCAUGCAGUCAUCAUCAGCUGGUCACAGGACUUUUGUUGCAGUCACCCUGAGGUUUUGGAAUGUCCUCCUGAAUGAGGUCAGAAAUAGCGUGUCCCUGAUAGCAUUACAGAAAGCUUGCAAAAUUCACCUAUUUUGCAUGGCAUUGCUUCAAUGAAUAUGAUGGUCAUUGGGUGCAGUCUCAAUUGCUAGGAUGUGGUUUUGUGAACUUGAAAUUGAAUUAUUGGUCAUUAUUACAUGCAUGCAUUAGGGACGCGGGUGGCGCUGUGGGUUUUAUUAGGGAUGCGGGUGGCGCUGUGGGUUAAACCACAGAGCCUAGGACUUGCCGAUCAGAACAUCGGCGGUUCAAAUCCCUGCGAUGGGGUGAGCUCCCGUUGCUCGGUCCCUGCUCCUGCCAACCUAGCAGUUCGAAAGCACAUCAAAGUGCAAGUAGAUAAAUAGGUACCACUCCGGUGGGAAGGUAAACGGCGUUUCCAUGCGCUGCUCUGGUUCGCCAGAAGUGGCUUAGUCAUGCUGGCCACAUGACCCGGAAGCUGUACACCGGCUCCCUCAGCCAAUAAAGCGAGAUGAGCGCUGCAACCCCAGAGUCGGUCACGACUGGACCUAAUAGUCAUACUUGCCUAAGUUGCUAUAACUUUCUUCUUGAUUACCUAUCUUCGUGCCCUAUAUCUGUUCUUUGGUUAAUACAGAAUGCCUACACUGCCUCUAUCUGGAAAAUGCAAAGACCAAAGAACAGAUAUAGGGCACGAAGACAGGUAAUCAAGAAGGUGAAAGGUGAAUCUUGGAAAUGUUGAAAAGGAAGUUGCCGUUGUCUGAAGUUCAGUAUGGGGAAAAAUCAGAACUCUUUGAAGGGAUGUCGGCAGCAUAAUUGCAGAGACCAGAUUAUGCCGUGAGAUGCCAGCAGUGUAAAAAUAGAUUGGAUAGAUGAGAAAAUUAGAGCACUGAGAAAGGGGAUGUAAAACAAGACGGGCAAAGUGCCUAGGACUGGGCAGGGAAGAUUCAAAAGCAGAGCUGUCCAACUCAAAAAGAGACAGAGAAUGAGCAUUUUGAGAGUUAGGAAAAGAACUCAAAGAUGAGACAACCUUGUUCUGUCUAAGGAGAAGGAGGAUUUCAAAUGUUAAGCACCUCUAUUAAGUUGUCUGUCGGCUCAGAAGCUUCCUGCAUAUUGACUUUCAACACCCCACUUGAGUUUAAAUAGUUUUCAUUUGCCAUGUUGAGGCAUUAUGUCAUGAGGUAUGGACAAGUUUAAGUCCUCUCCACUUGAAAUACUGAUAACUGCUCUUGAUAAGUGUUCCAUUUUUAAAAGGUUAAUCUUAGUUACUCCAUUCCUCCAAACCCUCGUUAUCCCUGACUUCUUUAUUUUCUAAUAUCUUAACAGAUAACAAAUUGUAUACAGUCUUCAACGUCUUCGAGGAUGAUUCCACCUGUUGGACUUAUCAUGACGGUGUUUUGUCUCUAAAAGUGUCGAGGAAAGGACCGGUGAUUAGUACUUUGGAUGCUGACUGGCUAGAGUUAACCACGUUUUAUUACAAACAAGGGUUGUCCUUAAUUGACUCAUUCGUACACUGGGAGGCUUCUAAAGGUAACUGUAAUCAUACCAUUCGUCUCUUUGCACCUGAAAAAGGCAAUAAUAGUAUUAUUUAUUUCAGAACAGUAAAGGACCUAGAUAAUGUAGUGGCUUCUCUUACUUAAUCAAUGUUGUACAAUAAGAGUAGGAAGGAGGAAAUGAUUAUUGUGAGGGAAGACACAAAUUGUAGAGAAAUAUUCUAUUUUUUCAGCAAGUAUUAUUUUUCUAACAACAUUACCGUAUUUUUUGCUCUAUAAGACUCACUUUUUCCCUCUUAAAAAGUAUGGGGAAAUGUGUGUGCGUCUUAUGGAGCGAAUGCAGGCUGCGCAGCUAUCCCAGAAGCCAGAACAGCAAGAGGGAUUGCUGCUUUCACUGCGCAGCGAUCCCUCUUGCUGUUCUGGCUUCUGAGAUUCAGAAUUUUUUUUCUCCUGUUUUCCUCCUCCACAAACCAGGUGCGUCUUGUGGUCUGGUGCGUCUUAUAGAGCGAAAAAUACGGUAAUUUUUCUUACAGAAUUAGAUGGCAAAAAAGUAGGGGUGUUUGUGAGUGAACCGACCUGAUUCACAACUCCUAAACUAAUACACGGAUAGGAACACAUUUGUCUUUCGUUUUUCUGAAUUUUGUGAUACCAUUCAUAGCUCUAAUAAUGCAUCAAAAUGCAUAUAAAAAUGUGUCUUUUAGGAUACCCUAUUUGAUAUGGUUGUUUCUGAAGGAGGAGAAUAGCACAUAAUUGGUUACUUAUGUGAUUGGAAGUUCAGGCUUCAGUGUGAUUGUUUGGUAACUGAAAAGCUUCAAGUUAUUUAAAGUAGCAUGCUAAUUUUUCACCCAAUAUUCAUUUCUUUACUGUUACUAUCACUGUUUGUGAUAGCUGGGUAUGAAUGGAACAAAGGGCAUCAAGAACAGUUUCUUUGUGUGAGGUCUCUUCUCUGAAGAGCUGCUUCUAACAAACAUUUCACACAGUCCUUGUAUGGAAGAUAUUCAAGUGAGAAGCAUUAAUAGCUAAAUGAUAACAUUAAGAAAACCUCUUAAGUGAGUAAUUUUAUGCCUGCUUAGUGCUUUAUAUUUUACACAUUAACAUAAAGUAUAUGUAAACAAACAAUAACGUGGUUCAUUUAAGAGGUCUUCUUAAUGUUAUCAUUUGGCUAUUAAUGUUCAUUUUAAUGCUUUCCAUAACUGAUUUUCCCUGUAUGGAAAAUAGUUGAACAUAAACAAUUUUAAUAUGGCAAUUAGAUAUAUUUAUUAAAAUGUUUUUAUUCCUUUAUCUUUGGAAACUAAACCUUUCUAGAUUUUGUUUUAGUAUGUCGUGGGUGAUUGACUGUGUUUGGCAUUUACAGAGAAAAGUACAUACAGUAUAGUAACGUAACAGAUCGUGGAAUUAAGUGUGGGGACUCCACAAGUUGCUAGCACCAUUACUUGGAAAUAGCAAAUGAUGCCCUGGGUUGAUCUGUAGGAAAAAUGUGUCAUCUCCCUUUCUCAAAAGGACCUCUAAAAUGGUCAUGUGUUAAGAGAGAGAAGGAAGAGUGUGCUCCCAAUGUCUCACACUGAUGAUGUCACUUCUGGGCACACUUAAUUCUGCAGCAUACUUCACAGUGAUGAUAAUGUGUGAGGGUGUGACAUCUUGGUAUAUGCAGGUGGCGCUGUGGUCUAAACCACUGAGCCUCUUGGGCUUGCCAGUCGGAAGGUCAGCGGUUUGAAUCCCCGCGACGGGGUGAGCUCCCAUUGCUCUGUCCCAGCUCCUGCCAACCUAGCAGUUCGAAAGCACGCCAGUGCAAGUAGAUAAAUAGGUACCACUGUGGCGGGAAGGUAAACUGUGUUUCCAUGCGCUCUGGUUUCCGUCAUGGUGUUCUGUUGCGCCAGAAGUGGUUUAGUCAUGCUGGCCAUCUGACCCGGAAAGCUGUCUGUGGACAAACACCGGCUGUCUCGGCCUGAAAGCGAGAUGAGCGCCACAACCCCAUAGUCGCCUUGGACAGGACUCAACCAUCCAGUGGUCCUUAAUAUCCUAAGAAGUGUGUGAGAGAGAGGCAGGCAGGCAGAGAUCAUCUGAACAUUAUACAGCUACAACAGAUCAGAGGACAACAGUUCAAGCACUGUUUCUCUCUCUUUAUCUCUCUCACACACCCCCUUAUAUCUAGCACAUGCAACGUGCCAGGAAUCAGGUACUGUGGUACCUCAGGUUACAUACGCUUCAGGUUACAGACUCCGCUAACCCAGAAAUAGUGCUUCAGGUUAAGUACUUUGCUUCAGGAUGAGAACAGAAACCGUGCUCCGGCCGCACGGCGGCAGCAGGAGGCCCCAUUAGCUAAAGUGGUGCUUCAGGUUAAGAACAGUUUCAGGUUAAGUACGGACCUCCGGAACGAAUUAAGUACUUAACCCGAGGUACCACUGUACCUCCUUUUUACAGGCUCUUUAGGAGAGGGAAAUGACAUAUUUCUUCUACACAGUAAUUCCAUACCAGGUUUUGUGUGUGUGUGUGUGUAAUCUCUCAUGGAGAAUAGCACUAGAAGCUGGUGCAAUCCACACUUGAUUCCAUGAUCAGUUUAGUUAGUAAAGGUGACAUUAUUUUUCUCUGUAGACUCCAAACACAGAAGAGUGCUGACAUGCUAAGACAGAAUAGGAAGAAAAACACCCUAAUUUGAAUGUAAUAAAAAGCAGCUACAGUAAUGAUAUAUUUCUUAACAAUUCAAGGUUUCUAUCAUUUACUUCCUUCUUUUCUUGUUUCCCCAGCUGACUACUUGCCCAAAUCAUUAGAAGGUUUAUUUAUAUAUGAAGAAGAAGGCACAGGAGUGCCCGGUUCAAACAGGAAAGGAAAUGAUGCCAUUGUUGUAGAACAAUGGACUGUAAUUGAGGUAAAUGCCUUGUUUUUGUUUUUAUGUAUGCAAGUUAGUCUCAAAGGUUUGUUUGUCUCCUGAUUCAGAAUGAUAUUGAUUACAAAUUUAGUUCAAAUUAGUAAAUCAGUAUAAGCCAGUCUGUAAAAUGGGUGCAACUGAGUUGGCUUGAGUUGGAAAACCCAAUUACUAUAUUUUCUUGUAAACGCUCUUAACUAAUACAUAAAUAUUACUAAGGAAAUAUUGAUAGUGUAGCUGUUGGUCAGGCCUUUAAGGUUACAUACCGAUUCAAACUUUUGAGGCACACACUAGCAGAUCGUAGUAUCUGCUACUUAAAAUACAUCAUAGCAGAUUAUUUCAUUCAGCAAGAAGCCUCUGAAUAAAUAUCAGGAGCUUGCCACAGUUGUAUAUUGCGAUUUCUGCGUCACACAUUCUUAUUUGAACAUUCCGUGCAAAAUAUGCCUGGCAGACAAACUUGAAAAACCACACAUAGGUUUGGGUUGAUGUUUGGUUUGGGCCAAAGAAAUUAGCCACUGUACUGCUGACAGUAUAUAUAUGGUGGCAGCUUCUGCUGGAAAAACUGAACCUCUUGCUGAAAUGAUGAAAAUGGUUUCUAGGAAAUGACGAAGCACAAUUAGCUGACUCGUUAAGUUCCCCAAUCAAGGUGGCCUCUCAAAAAUGUGUUUGCCUUUGAAAUAUUUUUUCCCACCCCGCUUUGGGGAUGAGGGCAGCUUUUCUAACCACUAGGCAUUCUACUUUUAAAUUACACUGCAUUUCAAAAAUCCUUAACUUUGGAAGGGUAAGCCUUUUGAAAAAAAAAAAAAAAAGUAAGGGGAAGUAGUGCAUAAAAUAAGUACCGUAUUUUUCACUCUAUAAGACGCACCAGACCACAAGACGCAUCUAGUUUUUGUAGGAGGAAAACAAGAAAAAAAUAUUCUGAAUCUCAGAAGCCAGAACAGCAAGAGGGAUUGCUGCGCAGUGAAAGCAGCAAUACCUCUUGCUGUUCUGGAUUCUGGGAUAGCUGCGCAGCCUACAUUCGCUGCAUAAGACGCACACACAUUUCCCCUUACUUUUUAGGAGGGGAAAAGUGAGUCUUAUGGAGCAAAAAAUACGGUAUCUAGUAAAGUAGUUCUGUUAGCACAGGGGCUUUUGGCUGAGCAACUGAGCUUCCUCUCCCCGUGUGCCUCCUGCACACCCCAUAAAUCUGUUCUCCCUCCUGAGUAAAUUUGAAGUAUGGGGACAUGCAGAGAGAGGAAGUUCCAUUGUGUAAAAGGAAAUCCUAGUGCUCGCAGAACUACUUCAGAACUACUUUGUUGUAUUAUACCACCCAAUGGCUCAAUUCUGAUGUCCAUGCAUUCAAACAGAAGGAAGAAGCAGCAAACUUAACUUUUCAUUUUAAACAUGGCUUGUUUCCUCAUCAGCAAAAGUGGCUUUGGCAGAAUAUCCAGAUUUCUCCCCCACACAAUUGCUAUGUUUGAUCAGCAUUAAUUAAGAAAGCAGAAUCACAGACUCAUAAUUUCCUUGUUUGCUCUCAGUUCAGCGACAGAGUUAAAGGUCAGUCAGGCACAUAACAUCCUUUUCCCUUUUCUUUUUGUUUCUGUCAUGGGAGGAAGGGCAGGGCAUACAUUAAAGUUAAAGUAAUAAUAUAGUAAAGUAAUUAUAAUAACAAAUAACAACUGGGUAUGGGGGAAAGAGGGGAGAUGAAAUUUAUAUGUGAGAAUAACAUGGAAAUCAGAUCCAAUGUACGUUUACCAAAUUUGAAUAGCUAAAUAACCAAGAAUAGCCAAAUAGCAUAAACAGACUUUACCAGUAAUUGUCUGAGAUAUCUAACUUCUCAGGUUUAGCAGAGUUAAUUGUGUUGGGCCAAUAAUGCCAUUUUUCAGAGUUCAUCUGCCUGCCACGCACAUUCUUUUUCAGUCAUGGGAUUAAUUAGGCAUUGGAACUGCUGUGCCCUUCCUGAUGGGGGGGCAGAUGCCCCCACCUCCUAUCAGGAACUGGAUCCUAGCCUGUACCCUGCUUUGGCAACUGGGGAUGCUGGCUGGGACUUGGGCUGCGCCAGGGGGCGGAGCUGACAGAGCGGGUAGGCUUCCCUCGGAUCUGCCCAUUUAACCAGCCCCUACCUGGGGCUCUACCUGUUCGUUCCCUCGCCGAUUUUCCCGACCCACCCACCCUCAGUUUUUAGCUGAUAGUCAAUAAUAAUAAUAAUACAGUGGUACCUCGGGUUACAUAUGCUUCCAGAGGUCUGUUCUUAACCUGAAACUGUUCUUAACCUGAAGCACCACUUUAGCUAAUGGGGCCUCCUGCUGCUGCUGCGCUGCCGGAGCACAGUUUCUGUUCUCAUCCUGAAGCACAGUUCUUAACCCGAGGUACUAUUUCUGGCUUAGCGGAGUCUGUAACCUGAAGCGUAUGUAACCCGAGGUACCACUGUAUUUGGCUUGUGGAAAUGCUUGCUGCUCUCCCCAAAUAUACUAAUGCCUUUGGUUUUUUUUUUUUAUAUAGGGCAGUGAAAUCAAAACGGAUUAUGGUCCUUUGCUACACACCUUGGCUGAGUUCGGUUGGCUUUUAACGUGUGUGCUGCCUACUCCAAUCAUCCGACUGGACAGGUAGAUGAAAACGGUGCCUUUCUCUCUCUAGUGCAUGGCAGCCCGACUUGCGGGGACAUACCUGCUCCUGACAACACACGGGGUCUGAAGUGAUGCCACCUGGCAGGCAGGGCUUCUGCUUUCACCUGAGCAGCUCUGUCUCAGAGGCACAGUUCUCCAGAAGCGCCAAUCAAGGGCUUUCAAAUGAGUCACACGCACACCCAAAAUUAAAAUGCUGAGCAGGGUCUCCGUCCCUCUUGACUAUAAUAAUAAUAAUUUAUUAUUUAUACCCCACCCAUCUGGCUGAGUCUCCCCAGCCACUCUGGGCGGCUCCCAAUCAAAUGUUAAAAACAGUACAGCGUUAAAUAUUAAAAACUUCCCUAAACAGGGCUACCUUCAGAUGUCUUUUAAAGAUAGGAUAGCUGCUUAUUUCCUUCACAUCUGAAGGGAGGGUGUUCCACAGGGUGGGCGCCACUACCGAGAAGGCCCUCUGUCUGGUUCCCUGUAACCUCACUUCUCGCAAUGAGGGAACCACCAGAAGGCCCUCUGCGCUGGAUCUCAGUGUCCGGGCUGAACGAUGGGGGAAGAGACGCUCCUUCAGGUAUACAGGGCCGAGGCCGUUUAGGGCUUUAAAGGUCAGCACCAACACUUUGAAUUGUGCUCGGAAACGUACUGGGAGCCAAUGCAGAUCUCUCAGGAUCGGUGUUAUGUGGUCCCGGCGGCCACUCCCAGUCACCAGUCUAGCUGCCGCAUUCUGGAUUAAUUGUAGUUUCCAGGUCACCUUCAAAGUAGCCCCACGUAGAGUGCAUUGCAGUAGUCCAAGCGGGAGACAACUAGAGCAUGCACAACUCUGGCGAGAGAGUCCGCGGGCAGGGAGGGUCUCAGCCUGCGUCCCAUGUGGAGCUGGUAGACAGCCGCCCUGGACACAGAAUUAACCUGCGCCUCCAUGGACAGCUGUGAGUCCAAAAUGACUCCCAGGCUGCGCACCUGGUCCUUCGGGGGCACAGUUACCCCAUUCAGGACCAGGGAAUCCCCCACACCUGCCCACCCCCUUUCCCCCAAAAACAGUACUUCUGUCUUGUCAGGUUUCAACCUCAAUCUGUUAGCCGCCAUCCACCCUCCAACCGCCUCCAGGCACUCACACAGUUAACCAAGUCAGCCUGAGGAGGGAGGUUUCUCAGUUCUGUUUGUAAGCAGCAGCUGUUGGGUUUCUUACCUUAUUGUGAGGGUCUCCAGCUGUUUUUUGACUGCAACUCCCAUCAUCCCUAGCUAGCAGGACUAGUGGUCAGGGGUGAUGGGAAUUGUAGUCCAAAAACAGCUGGAGACCCAAGUUCGGAGAUCCCUGAAUUAGAACAAUUAUGGUAUCCCUCUUCUGUGAUAGAUUCAAAUAGGAGUGACCGUUUCACCAUAAUUACAAAGGCUACCAACUACUUCACCAGAGUUUGUUGCUUGGGAAGGAAAACUGUCCGCGUAAUUUUGGUGGUGGGUGGAGUAGCUCAGGAACUGAUCCAAGCAAAUACGUAUUUUUUCCAAGGGAGUUGACCUAGUUUCUGAAUCAAUUCUUCUUUUUAAGUGGAAAAGCGGCGCUAGUGUUCCAGAUAGUGUUGAUAAAAUACUCGAGUGCAGGGUUUUUUUUCUAAGGGAGAAGAGUACAUUGUUGUCCCAGAAAAGAAAAACAGAAGCAACUGAGAUUUGGGAGUUCCCUGUUUUGUUUUUAAAAAAUUGUAGCCUGAAAAUCUCCAUCAAGACUUAAGCUCUGAUUAAAAAUCUGUCCUGAAAUAUUUGGUGGGUUUUUUUUAAAGAGAAGAAUCACGAUUUUGUUUUUGUUUUUUGUCCCAUAGUUUCAUUCUGAAUAUUUUCUGCACUUUUGUUGUGGAAAAUAAAUUGGGGAUUUUAUUUAUUUAUUUAUUUAUUUAUUUAUUUAUUUCUAACCCAUCUGACUGGGCUGCUAGUCAUACAACUGAAUCACAAAAACUGUUACGCAGUAGUGAGACAUCUGUCAAAAGACAUUCAUUUUAGCAUGAACAUGGUAUUGCUGUUGUCUGAAUAUGCUCAUUCUUUUCUGAUCAACUGAAACCUUUAGAGCAGCAUCGCAUUUGCUAUUCUUCAGGAUCUGAAAUGAUCAAGUAGGAACAACCAGCAGAAGGGAAAUUGUCCCAAAUUGCUUUCCAUCAACAUCCUUGCGGAUUUUAACCACAACAAGCGUUUAAAGGCAAACAGGAAACGGCUCCUGGCUUGAUUGCCUGUAGAAGGGAACUGGGGCAUCAUAAGCAGAAAAGGGGAGGUAGAGGAAGUCGGAAAUAUUACAUAACUAGCCAACUCUUGCAGACAAUAAUAUGUGAGUUAUUGAGUGGUAUGAUUUAUCAUGUGCUAAUACUGAAUGAGCACUGUUUCUGAACCAUGAUGGGUAUGAUUGUGGAAAUAAAGGUAGAAAAUUAAGGGAAUAUUCCAGACAUCGGUAGACUAAGGAAUCUCCACCAGAUGGUGGGAUGCAGACGUGCAUUAUUGAAAUAUACUCAGAGUCGAGAGUGGAUUUCAUGCUCUUUAUUCAGCUCAUAGUGGUGAGGAGGAAUGAAAGUUUCCCCAAAGUAUCUGCUUUAUAUACAUUGUUUACACAAUGGGCUGCACGUGACUGGCUAAUUCCGGGAUUCUCCCGUAGACCAAUCAGGUUGCGGAUUCACUUCCAUCUGGAGCUGGAUUGGGUGGCUCCUGCAGACCAAUCAUACUGCUGCAUUGUUCUAGGACCAAUCAGACUGCUGCAUUUUGGAUCCUAUUGUUCUAGGACCAAUCAGACUGCUGCAUUUUGGAUCUGUAGUGGUUCUAGGGGUUGCUCGUGCGUAAGCCGGUGCAAACAUCUGGCUGGGUUGCCUGAGUGAACCUUUUCUGUCCGGACAGCCACUCACCCGUGGCUGUCUCAAUCGCUGGCAGAAUCCGUCAGUGGGCGUUUCUUAAACUUCUUCCAGCAAAGAAGCUCUUUGAUGCCUAGUCUCCUCCUACUCUCUCUGCGCGAAAGCCUUCUGCGCAAGGAGGGCGUAGGCAGCGGAGGACCUCUACUCUCCCCGCUGGUCCCAGGCAAGGAGUCAUGGGACCGCCUCGCCGCUUCCCCAUCUGCCCCCCUUCUCCACUGGUGCUAUGCUGAUUCUCUUCCCCAGAAGAUGGGCUGCCUCACCCAAUCCCGGGACGCUCUCUGGAAUCCCUCUGGAUUUUGCUCUCUCCCUCCGGCACUGAUGGCAGUUCCCUGACAGGAUCCUAUUCAACUCAGUACAUAACAAUUAUCAACAGCACAUGCAGCCAACCUCACAGAAUUGUAGAGUUGAAGGGGAACACAGGGGUCAUCUAGACCAACCGCCUGCAAUCCAGGAAUCUCAACUAAAGCAUCUUCAGAUGUCUUCUAAAGAUUGUAUAGUUGCUUAUCUCCUUGACAUCUGGUGGGAGGGUGUUCCACAGGGUGGGUGCUGCUACCAAGAAGGCCCUCUGCCUGGGUCCCUGUAACUUUACUUCUCGCAAUGAGGGAACCACCAGAAGGCCCUUGGAGCUGGACCUCAGUGUCCAGGCUGAACGAUGGGGGUGGAGACUCUCUUUGAGGAUGAAUGGAGCCAUUCAGGGCUUUAAAGGUCAGCACCAACACUUUGAAUUGUGCUUGGAAACAUACUAGGAGCCAAUGCAGAUCUUUCAAGACUGGUGUUAUAUGGUCCUGCCAGCCGCUCCCAGUCACCGGCCUAGCUGCCGCGUUCUGGAUUUGCUGUAGUUUCCGGGUCACCUUCCAAGGUAGCCCCACGUAGAGCGCAUUGCAGUAGUCCAAGCUGGAGAUAACCAGAGCGUGCACCACUCUGGAGAGACAGUAUUCAUGUGAGAUGUUUUAAUUGCUUUCAAACUGUUGUAACCCAUCCUGGGACUUCAUGGUGAAAGGCAGGCAAGUAAUCUCAAUAAUAAACAACAGUAAUAGGAACAAUAACAGCUACUCUUAAAUAGAAGGGCUCCAAUCCAACAAAGUGUGCAUAUAGACUUCUUUCAUUUCAUUUCAUUAGUAAAGACUAAAUGGAGGCCUCCUCCUUUACUGACUAGCAAUUCCAAUUGCUGUUUGCAUAGCCCAGGAUGUUAGAUCAGGUUGGCAAAUCACACACCUUGCACGUGAAUUCCUCAUCUUGCUAGGGUUCAAUCUAAGGAAGUUAGAUUGGCUUCAACCAGAGCCAGGGCCUUCUCAACACUGGCUCCGGCCUGGUGAAACGCUCUGCCUCACGAGACCAGGGCCCUGCAGGAUCUGAUUUCUUUCCGCAGGGCCUGUAAGACACAGUUGUUCCGCCUGGCCUUUGGCUUGGAGCCAAUUUUAUUCCCUCCCUCUCUUUCUUUUUUCCUUUCCUUCUCCUCCUGCGAUGAGGCUACAUUUUAAUAUUUUAAGGUUUCAGUAUUUUAAUAUUGUAUUUUAAUUUUGUUUUUAAGUUGUAAUCAUUCAACUUGUUUUUAUUAUUGCUUGUAAGCCGCUCUGAGCCUGGCCUUGGCUGGGGAGGGUGGGGUAUAAAUAAAAAUUAUUAUUAUUAUUAUUAUUAUUCAUCCAAAUGUCUGCUUCUGGCACACACAUAUGUGAGCUGGAGUGCUGGUGUAAUGUCUGGCAAAACCAUUACAUGAUUUAUAUUCAAAAUUUCAGUGUUAUGUCCUUCAACUGAUAAAUCAUUUCCACUGGUAUCUAUUCUGCAAAGUAAACAUAGCAACAACAUCAUUAAAAAUAGGCAGACAGAGGAAAUGCCACAUUAAUUAGUAUUUGUCUGAUGGGUUUUAUGCUGUCUUUCACGUGGCGGAUUUCCUUAAGAAUGCAAAUCACAUGUCUGAAUACAGAACAGCAUAUUCUGCAGUCUACGGUUCUCUUUCCCUCCCCGCACCCCCCGCCACUGACUUUGAACUCUUAACAUCAGAACUCCCGUUGAAUCUUAAUAACUUUUAGUAUCCCAAUGUCUUGUACCUUUCGGUGCUAAAUGUAAGGAGAGAGCUGUCGUUUCCCCAAAUCAGCUGGUGCAGUGCUCUGUGCAGAGAAUUAAAUCAGGGAAUGCCUACCUAAAAGAAUAAAUAAAAAUGGGAAAUUAUGGGUUGGUUCCUAAGACACAAGAGCAAAGUUCUACUCACAUAACAGGCCUUUCCUGCUAAGUCCCUCUGGGCACUCUGAAAAUCAACUUGUGAGGCUUGGGGUAUCAGAGAUGGAACCAGGGGGACUGUACCUUUUUUGAACAGGUGCCUUACUCACGGUAACCUUUGGAUCCAGCCAUAUGUAUAAACUUCUCCGUGCAACUACUAGAGUAAAAGCAGUCACACACUUGAGAAUAAAUAAAACAGUGAAAGAAGCACUCAUUAGCUUCCCUCUGCAGCUUUCGUUUUCACACUCAUAUUCUACCAAUUAACAGUUUUUUGCAGACUGCCAAGCCAUCCGACCAAGUGAUGAUGCAAUUGCACUGCUUUGAAAAGGUGUGAAUCUCCAGUAACUUAGCAGUAAGAACAGCAAAAGAGUCUUGUGGCACUUUAAAGGCACCUUAUGUUCACAGACCACAGUCCACUUAUAUCAUUUUCCUUUUUUUCGGUGAAGCAAAUGAGAGCAGAAGGAGCUCCCCUGACUUGAAGACUUUUGGGUCUGGCUGAGCUGUUUCAAUAAUAAUAAUAAUAAUAAUAAUAAUAAUAAUAAUAAUUUAUUUGUACCCUGCCCAUCUGGCUGGGUCUCCCCAGCCACUGGGCAGCUUCCAACAAAGAUUAAAAAUACAUUAAAAUGUCACACAUUAAAAACUUCCCUGAAAGGACUGCCUUCAGAUGUCUUCUAAAUGUCAGGUAGCUGUUUAUCUCUUUGCCAUCUGAUAGGAGGGCGUUCCACAGGGCUGGUGCCACUACCAAGAAGGCCCUCUGCCUGGUUGCCUGUAGCUUGUUUCUCACAGUGAGGGAACCGCCAGAAGGCCCUCAGCACUGGACCUCAGUGAACAAUGGAGGUGGAGACGCUCCUUCAGGUAUACUAGGCUGAGGCCAUUUAGGGCUUUAAAGGUCAGCACCAACACUUUGAAUUGUGCUCGGAAAUGUACUGUGAGCCAAUGUAGGCAUUUCAUUUUUCUCGUUGCUGGCUUGAUAGACAUAUAGACUAUCUGCUGCUGUUAUUUUUAACUUGUUUUUAUUAAGGGUUGUAUCCAUUGGUGCCCUUCCACAACCAAAUUCUUCCGUUCACAGUCUUUGCUAACAGGACAGGAAGAGCAAUGAUUAUUGCCAUUCCUUCCUUCCUUCUGCCGCAGCCCACAACCACCAUCUUCCAUACCAGAAUCGUAAAAUUGUAGAUUUGGAAGGGACCCUGAGGAUCAUCUAGUCCAACCCCCUGCAACCUUGGCGUCAUGAGCAUCACAUUCUAACCCACUGAGCUACCCAGUCCCAGAAUAUCGGAAGCAGAUUUUCAGGGAACUGUACAGGGGAGGGAAAUUGGCAAAAAGCCCCUCUCCUCCUCUUGCAGGGGAUGCAGGUGGCGCUGUGGGUUAAACCACAGAGCCUAGGACUUGCCGAUCAGAAGGUCGGCGGUUCAAAUCCCUGCAACGGUGUGAGCCCCCAUUGCUUGGUCCCUGCUCCUGCCAACCUAGCAGUUCGAAAGCAUGUCAAAGUGCAAGUAGAUAAAUAGGUACCACUCCAGCAGGAAGGUAAACGGCAUUUCCGUGUGCUGCUCUGGUUCGCCAGAAGCAGCUUAGUCAUGCUGGCCACAUGACCCGGAAGCUGUACGCUGGCUCCCUCGGCCAAUAAAGCGAGAUGAGUGCCGUAACCCCAGAGUCGGCCACGACUGGACCUAAUGGUCAGGGGUCCCUUUACCUUUACCUUUUACCUCCUCUUGCAGAGUCAUCCUGGAUCAAAAGUCUUCCCGCGAAAAGAAGAGCACCAGCAAAUUCAGCCCCAAGAAGUGUGCAACAUGCCCUCUUUAAAAAUAAUUAAACGUCUAAUCCUAUAUAUACAAAAACCAACAUAGCCCCAGCAAUUAAUUCAUUUCUAAUUACUUCUUUCUCUAUAAAAUAUCAUGAAGUAGGAAGCACAUCCCUCUGGCCAUGACUGCGGCUCCCUAAGCCUGUUUUUCAGUCAACUUUAUUUCCUUUCCUAGGAUACUGCAAGAGAAGCCUGUUCUGCCCUCAACAAACUUGUAACAGCUAUCAGCUUCAACAAAUGAACUAAAUAUACCCUUCAAAGCAGCCAAAUUAAAGGAAAAAAACACAACUGUUAGGAAGGCGAAAAACAGUGCUAGAAAGGUAAACUAAUUGCAGUGGCGUGCUAUCUCCUCGUCAGCCUAAGAUAUGCAUUCUUUGGCAAAGGCGUAAAAGAGAAAGCGGGGUGUGUGAGAGAGAGAUUUAACUUAUAAAAGAAACUCCCUUUUAAAGCACUUUCCCUCCCUCAUUGAAAUUCAGUAGAAAUUCCACCAUCACUCAACUCAGUUGUGAAUUAAAGUAAGCCCCUGGACAUUGUCGUGUUCAGCAUUUUAAUAAGCCCAGACAUCACACAUGUUAAAUUUGCUUCCAGUCUAAGUAGCACUCGCUUGCUUCCUUGUUAAAAUCAAAGUUUUGCUGUUGUCAAACUAUUUUAAUUAUUCCAUGCCUUUGUUCAGGAGGGUACACAGCAAAGGAAAUGCCUCGUUGCCAGACAAAUUCCUGGGAUCAGAAUCCUGCACAUUUUUUUACCUAUCAGGAAGGUUUGCAUGUAAUACGAAGUUUCUUCCUUCUCCCCCUCUCACCUCCCUAGUCUUUCCUAGUGGAAUCUUUGGAGUUACCGUAUUUUUCGCUCUAUAGGACACACUUUUUUCCCUCCAAAAAUUAAGAGGAAAUGUGCGUGUGUCCUAUGGGGCGAAUGCAGGCUCUUUGGCUUCAGCGAUAGCAACGCGAAGCCUCCGAAGCGCAGAGGGAGCGCUCCCUCCACGCUCCGGAGGCUUCGCGUUGCUUUCGCUGAAGCCUGGAGAGCGAGAGGGGUUGGUGUGCACCGACCCCUCUCGCUCUCCAGACUUCAGGGAUGGCCGCCUGAAGCCUUCGGAGCGCAGCGCGAGUUCCCGCUUCACUCCACAGGUGUCAGGUUCCUUUUGCUGAAGCCAGGAGAGCAAGACUCUCCUGGCUUUAGCAGAGAGGAAGAGCUGCGCAGCGCCCCUUCAGCCAAGCGGGAGGAGAAAUGGAAGGGGCUCCGUUUCUCCUGCCACUUUGCUGAAGGGGCGCUGAACAGAGAGGGGGAGAAUUUCUUUUUCUUGUUCUCCCCCUCUAAAACAAGGUGCGUCCUAUGGUCGGGUGCGUCCUAUAGAGCGAAAAACACGGUAUUUCAAUAGCCUGAACACUGGCUCCUUAGGCACAUACUAGUAUGUGGUGGUACUUAAUGCCAAUCGACAUGUUUCACAGAAGAUGCAUGUAUCAACCUUCCAGUGUACAGUGGUGCCUCGCAAGACGAAAUUAAUCCGUUCCACGAGAGUCUUCGUCUAGCGGUUUUUUCGUCUUGCGAAGCAAGCCCAUUGACGGAUUAGCGCUAUUAGCGCUAUUAGCGGUUUAGCGGCUAUUAAAGGCUUAAAGGCUUAGGGGAUUAGCUGCUAAAAGGCUAUUAAAGGCUAUUAAAGGCUUAGCAGAUUAGAUAAAGGGGAAAAGCGAAAAAAAACCUCAAGACUCGCAAGGUAUUUUCGUCUUGCGAAGCACGCCCAUAGGGGAAUUCGUCCGGCGAAGCAACUUCAAAACGGAAAACCCUUUCGGCUCGCGGUUUUUCCGUCUUGCGAGGCCUUCGUCUUGCGGGGCACCACUGUAUACACAUGUCUGUGUAUGCAUUGUUUUUAAUUAAAAGUAGCAGGGCUGCAAAUUUGAUGGGAAGAGUUGGUCCCUGCCCGCCCCUCAAAAAAACUCCCAAACAGCUUUUUAAUUGCUCCUCUUGCAGGACCAGAGACAUCACCCAAUAACUCAGCAGGGCAGUGUAAGAAUAUGUAGGAAGCUCAAAAGUAAUAACCAGCAAUAGCAAAGGGAAAUGGAAAUGAGCUAAAGAGAGUGGAAAUGAGGGAGAAGAGACAGGUUCAGAUUAUUCGAUGGGUUAGGAGGCCCAAUAACUGCGCUGCGUGAAACUAUCUUAAUAAAAUAAACUGCUUAUAUUUGGAGCCCUUCCAGACAGCCUGUUUACGGAGGAUUCAUUCUGAUUUACCUAAUGGUCAGGGGUGCCAUCGGGUGGGGGGGCUGAGGCCCCCCAAAAGAUUUCAAAGAAGGGUUUGGGUUUUGCCGCGGCUGGGUGCACACAGUUGCUGGUGGUUAUGUCUUUCUAAUAAUAAUAAUAAUGUGUUUUUUAUACCCCACCCAUGUGGCUGGGUUUCCCCAGCCACUCUGGGCGGCUUCCAAUAAAACACUAAAAUACAUUAAUGCAUCAAACAUUAAAAGCUUCCCUAAACAGGGCUGCCUUCAGAUGUCUUCUAAAAGUUUGGUAGUUAUUUUUCUCUUUGACAUAUGGUGGAAGGGUGUUCCACAGGGCGGGUGCCACUACCGAGAAGGCCCUCUGCCUGGUUCCCUGUAACUUGGCUUCUCGCAGCGAGGGAACUGCUAGAAGGCCCUCAGUGCUGGACCUCAGUGUCUGGGCAGAACGAUGGAGGUGGAGACGCUCCUUCAGGUAUACUGGGCCGAGGCCGUUUAGGGCUUUCAAGGUCCACACCAACACUUUGAAUUGGGCUCAGAAACGUACUGGGAGCCAGUACAGGUCUUUGAAGACUGGCGUUAUAUGGUCUCGGCGGCUGCUCCCAGUCACCAGUCUAGCUGCCGCAUUCAAGCGAAAGAUAACUAGAGCACGCACCACUCUGGUGAGACAGUCUGCGGGCAGGUAGGGUCUCAGCCUGCGUACCAGGUGGAGCUGAUAAACAGCUGCCCUGGACACAUAAUUGACCUGCGCCUCCAUGGACAGCUGUGAGUCCAGAAUGACUCCCAGGCUGCGCACCUGGUCCUUCAGGGGCACAGUUACCCCAUUCAGGACCAGGGAGUCCUCCACACCCGCCCACCUCCUGUCCCCCCAAAACAGUACUUCUGUCUUGUCAGGAUUCAACCUUUUGGAAGUGGAUGAGAUAGACCAGAGAUGUCCAACAGGUCGAUCACAAUCUGCUGGUAGAUUCCUGUGAGGUUUUGGUAGAUCGCGCUGGAUCUCUGGAUCCCUUUCCUUAGCGCCGCUAAAAUUUACUCCUUCCCUGCCCCCUCACCCCGCCCUCCGUUGUUGUUUGAUCUCUGGAAGGGAAGAUGGAGCUAUCUCUGCGCUGCUGUUUUCAUCCAUAGUGAUCUUUUUGUGAGUGACUUUACCCCUUUGUCCCUUGCCUUUAACCCCCCCCCACGGAAGUUUAACCCCCCAAAAGCUUUUUUAAACCCCCUAAAAAGCGGGGCUUUUCUGCUCCCUAAAAAAGCUCAGCAACUUUGAGCUGAACCCCCUAAAACGGAGGUAGAUCACUGCCAGUUUUUAAUUCUGAAAGUAGAUCGCAGUCUCUUGAGAGUUGGCCACCCCUGUGCUAAACCAGUGUCUUGCCUGGGCAGUGGACUGAGUGGUGAUAAAAAUGACGACGAUAAAAAUAAUAAAGGAAGAUCGUACAGUGUAUCUUAAUUUUCUUAAUGCAGGGAAAGUCAGCACAAGCUGUCCAACCAUAUCCAGUCAUCUUUCUGUGACAAGGCUUUGUGCCUUGAACAGCUGUGAUUUGCAUGCAGAAAUUCAGCAGUUCUGUCACCACGUCAGGAAGAGUUGCACCUGUUGGAUUUUAUCAAGCAGCUGUUAAAGGCACAGAACAUUUGUCAAGGGGGAAAAAAGGUAGCGACUCCAGGCCAUAGCUGUCAACUUUUCCCUUUGGUUGCAAGGAAUCCUAUUCGGAAUAAGGGAAUUUCCCUUAAAAAAAGGGAAACGUUGACAGCUAUGCUCCGGACAUAACAGACCAGAGCCUUGUCUUGAUUGUUCCUUCAAGGUGCAAUCUGUCCCUGUCCAACAAACACGGCUUCCCCCAUAAACAGAUGGUGAUCCAGGAUUUAAUCUAAUAUGAAACAUUUUAAAGAAAUAGAUUUUGCCCCUUACCAGAUUCAGGAAAUAGAAAAUUGUUUUCAAUACUUCUAGAUAGUUCACUGAAAACAAGAUUUCUGUUUCAGUUUUAGCUAACUUUAGUUGCAUCAAGGCCUAACAAGUCGAAAACAUUUAGACUUUGAUGUAACUGAAUGUAGUUGUGACGUGAUUCAGUUCAUUUGAAAUCAGUGAUGCAAGUUAAUGGCGACUGAAUUAAAUCCUGUUGCUUUCAGUGGUGCUGCAGCUGUGCACCUACCUAUCUGAGAAAGUAAGAGUUGUUCAACAGUGGGACGGUCUCCAUCGGGAGCUUGUGGACUGUCCUUCACUGGAGGUUUUUAAGCAGAGGUUGGAUAGCCAUCUGUCAUGGAUGCCUUAGGUGAAAUUCUUUCAUUGCAGGGUUUGGACUAGAUGACCCCUGGGGUCACUUCCAACUCUAGGGUUCCAUGAAAUACUGUUGUUGUUGUUGUUGUUUAGUCAUUUAGUUGUGUCCGACUCUUUGUGACCCCAUGGACCAGAGCACGCCAGGCACUCCUGUCUUCCACUGCCUCCCGCAGUUUGGUCAAACUCAUGCUGGUAGCUUUGAGAACACUAUCCAACCAUCUCGUCCUCUGUCAUCCCCUUCUCCUUGUGCCCUCCAUCUUUCCCAACAUCAGGUUCUUUUCCAGUGAGUCUUCUCUUCUCAUGAGGUGGCCAAAGUAUUGGAGUCUCAGCUUCAGGAUCUGUCCUUCCAGUGAGCACUCAGGGCUGAUUUCCUUAAGAAUGGAUAGGUUUGAUCUUCUUGCAGUCCAUGGGACUCUCAAGAGUCUCCUCCAGCACCAUAAUUCAAAAGCAUCAAUUCUUCGGCGAUCAGCCUUCUUUAUGGUCCAGCUCUCACUUCCAUACUCGGCAUAGUUCAUAGCUUCUCUGAGUUAUUCAAGCCCCUUCGCCACGGCAAGGCAGUGAUGCAUGAAGGGGAUGGAAUACUGUAUCUUCAUGCCUUUCCGCCCCCCAAAACCAGCUUCGAUCCGAAUUGAGAAAAAGAAUAACCUCACUGUGUUCCAAGCUAGUAGUGUUGCGAAGAUUGUGAUCAAAAUGGGGCCAUUGUGAAAUAACAGAAGUAUCAGUAUGGUUGGGGGAAUCCCAAGAUUUGCAGAAGUACAAAAAUAUCUUCACACACACACACACACACACACACACACACACACGAUCAGACUGGUGUAAGGAAGCUAACAACAGUGCAAUGAGGAACAGUGGAAUGUAGACUGUCAUCUGGAAAAGAGAAAUGGAAAGAGCGUGGGAAUCCCAGAUUGGAGAAACUAGCUGUCUAGAGCCCUGAACAGAAGCACAUUUUACAUGCGGAUCCUUUUGAAUGAAAGGGCAGGGUAGAAAUCAGUUAAUUAACCGAAUAUUGAGAUAAGGUGAUUCUUUAUUUACUAGUCUUUUUGCUUUUGUCUGUAAAUGCAACUGUCUCGUUAAAACCAAGGAGGAAAAUGCACAGACAAUACAUUUGAAAUCUACGUUUGCAAGCGAGUUCUCGAUGGAGGUUGCAAUGUCGUAGGAGAUGCUUUCACCAAGGGGAAAGCCUAUAAAUGACUGGCCGCAAGCCAGAACAAAAGUUGAUAUGUUUAUGAAGCCCUGUUGGUUUCAGUGAGAUUCAUGGCUGUUGUCUACGGUCAUUGCUAUCAAGUUUGUUAAUACUGCUGAUGGGAUUGUGAAAUCACAGGAGUGAUUUUAUGACCUGUUCUUCUUACGUUCUACUUCUGCUUUCGUCUUUCUUCUUUAUGUGACGCUUUGCUUCUUCUAACAUCCUGACACCUCUUUCUUAUUUAAGCCUCAAAUAAUCUAACAGCAUAAUCUCAACACGGUCUACUGAGAAGUCCUAUUAUAUUGCAGUUUUAUGUUGCAAACUCCCCAAUAUCUAUGGGUAUAGGGCUGUAUACUAACUAAAUCAAUCAAUCAAUCAAUCAAUCAAUCAAUCAGUAGGGCUUGCUCUCAGGAGGUGAGGGAGUAAGCACUACUGAAUUCAGUGGUAUUUAUUAGUGCAGGUGUUCCAUUUGUACGCCACCAUUUUCCUCCAAGAAGCUCAAGGUGUGACAUACAUAGUUCUGCCUUUUUUCAUUUAAUUCCCACAUAAACCCUGUGAAGUAGUUUACCCUGUGAGAGGCAAUAACUGGCCCAAGGUCACUAAAGGACAUUCUGGUCUCCCAGAUCUUAAAGGUAAAGGGACCCCUGACUGUUAGGUCCAGUCGUGGCCAACUCUGGGGUUGCGGCGCUCAUCUCGCUUUAUUGGCCAAGGGAGCCGGCGUACAGCUUCCGGGUCAUGUGGCCAGCAUGACUAAGCCGCCUCUGGCAAACCAGAGCAGCACACGGAAAUGCCGUUUACCUUCCCGCCGGAGCGGUACCUAUUUAUCUACUUGCACUUUGACGUGCUUUCGAACUGCUAGGUAAGCAGGAGCAGGGACCAAGCAACGGGAGCUCACCCCAUCACGGAGAUUCGAACCGCCAACCUUCUGAUCGGCAAGUCCUAGGCUCUGUGGUUUAACCCACUUACCACCCGUGUCCCUCCCAGAUCUUAGUCAUACUCUAACCACUAUGCAACGCUGCCUAUCUGUCUACUUCUGAGUAUAAAUGCUUAAAAUUGCAUUGUUCGUCUGAUUCUUCAACUCUGCAUCCUUUUUCUUUGACUGCUUCCAUUCCUUUCCAUAAGAAGUUCAACUUCCGUCACCCACUUUUAGAGACACAACCCCCAUUUUUCUCUGCAUUCUCUUGCUGCUAUUUUUAUUAUGCUCACUUGCCUUUCAUCCUGAGUAUUGUGCCCCUUUGCUCUCUCCUCCCUCCAAUCCCAACCAGCUCUUUCUCACUUCCUCUUCAAUUGCCACCCUUCCCCCUCUUUCCUUUACAUUUCCUUGACUGCUGGUCUGUAGGCAAGGCCACAGCUUCCUUAAUCACUAAUACAGAAGCUAGUUUUCCUGUAGGAAUCCAAUAAAAAUACUGUUCUGUAUCAUCAAAGAUGCUAAAAUUAUACCUCCUGCAGAAGAUAUACCGUAUUUUUCGCUCUAUAGGACGCACUUUUUCCCCUCCAAAAAUUAAGGGGGAAUGUGUGUGCGUCCUAUGGAGCGAAUGCAGGCUCCUUGGCUUCAGCGAUAGCAACGCGAAGCCUCCAAAGCGCAGAGGGAGUGCUCCCUCCGUGCUCCGGAGGCUACACGUUGCUUUCGUUGAAGCCUGGAGAGCUCUCCAGGCUUCAGGGAUAGCCUCCUGAAGCCUUCGGAGCACAGUGCAAGUUCCCGCCGUGCUCCGCAGGCUUCAGGUUCCUUUCACUGAAGCCAGGAGAGCAAGACUCUUCUGGCUUCAGCAGAGAGGGAGAGCUGCGCAACGCCCCUUCAGCCAAGCGGGGGGAGAAAUGGAACGGGCUCCGUUUCUCCUGCCACUUCACUGAAGGGGCGCUGAGCAGAGAGGGGGAUAAUUUUUUUUCUUGUUCUCCUCCUCUAAAACAAGGUGUGUCCCAUGGUCGGCUACGUCCUAUAGAGUGAAAAAUACGGUAAACAUUUGAAGAUUGCCUGACUUAAUCCAGCCAAAGCUUAACAAUUUGGAUUGAUUUCAGAGUCUUCCUUUCUCGAUGAAAUGAAUUGAACUUUGAAGUGAUUGACUUGACCUGGCUGUGUACACAUUAAUGUUUACUCCAGCUCAAGCGCACUCCCACCGCUGGCAUUUGAAGCCAAGUAAAGCGGGUGGUGCUGUGGUCUAAACCACUGAGUUUGGGCUUGCCGAUCAGAAGGUCGGCGGUUUGAAUCCCCAUGACAGGGUGAGCUCCCGUUGUUCGGUCCCUGCUCCUGCCAACCUAGCAGUUCAAAAGCACGUCAAAGUGCAAGUAGAUAAAUAGGUACCGCUCUAGCGGGAAGGUAAACGGCGUUUCCGUGUGCUGCUCUGGUUCGCCAGAAGCGGCUUAGUCAUGCUGGCCACAUGACCCGGAAGCUGUACGCCGGCUCCCUUGGCCAAUAAAGUGAGAUGAGUGCCACAACCCCAGAGUCGUCCGCAACUGGACAAUGGUCGGGGUCCCUUUACCUUUACCUAUGCAUGACAUAAGACACUGUCCCUAGGUAUCCUGCAGUUUCUUGAAAAAAUACUCCUGUUUGAUGUGCUUUCCUUCAAACCAGCUUCCAUCUGAUUAGAAAACGGAAGCCAUGGUUGAGCUGAGGUGUGUACAUUGCAGGCAGUUGUCGCACAUGCUCAGAUGACCGCUUCCGUGAAUUGGGAGUUUGGUGCAGGGAAACAAAUCAGGUAAUGGGCAUAAAGUGAAGGCAUUGCUGCCCCUGCUCAGGUGUCUGCAACAACAUAAAAAUGUGACUUGAAAUGCAACAGGGGAUAACGGCCUUGCUGCAUUUUAAGCCGCAAAUUUGUACGCAGCCUGGGUCGUGCGCUAUCUUUGCAAGGACUGGGUUCAGUAUCAUAAUGGCACAUUGUGCAUCAGCGGCGUAGCUAGCUGCUUGGGCGCCUGGGCAGCGCGGAGCAUGCUGGCAACUGAGCCACUACGUCGCUCCCAGGAGAGACGCAUGGCUUGGGCACAGUGCAGGCCCCGCGGUAAGGGCUGCCCCCACGCCCCCCCCAGCUAUGCCUCUGUUAUGCAUUUAUAUGAGUUGCAGAAGAAGAAGAAGAGUUUGGAUUUGAUAUCCCGCUUUAUCACUCCCCUUCAGGAGUCCCAAAGCGGCUAACAUUCUCCUUUCCCUUCCUCCCCCACAACAAACACUCUGUGAGGUGAGUGGGGCUGAGAGACUUCAGAGAAGUGUGACUAGCCCAAGGUCACCCAGCAGCUGCAUGUGGAGGAGCGGAGACGCGAACCCGGUUCACCAGAUUGCGAGUCUAUCACUCUUAACCUCUACACCACACUGGCUCUCCUGCAGGAAUGGGGUGGGCCAAAUUGUUUCCCUCCUUUCCAGUCCCUAAGGGGGAAAGGUAAUAGGGUUCACAGCAGCUGGCGGUUUCGUUUCAUUCCACUUUUAGUUUGCAUAACCGCCUUUCUAUAUUACUCUAUGCAAAGCGGUUUACAAGCUGAAGAAACAACAAAUAUCACACACCUUAUAACAAUCUGAUUCAUUUAUUUUGUUUUUAUAUUCUGCUGGAAGCCACCUGGAGUGUCUGGGGAAAACCGAGCCAGAUGGGCGGGGUAUAAAUAACAAGAUUAUUAUUAUUAUUAUUAUUAUUAUCCAAUGCAAAACAUAAGUUAAAAAUAAUCAACUUACAUCAAAUAAAGUAAUAUUCAAUAAUCCGUUAUUGCGGUAUGAAAUUAAGUAUCAGCAAACAAUAAUUAAAAAGAAGUUCACUCUUAACAAUUACAAUUAAUGAUUAUAAAACUGUAAUCAAUAAUCUAGGCUAUGUGGGAAUAGAGGAAGCUGCUUCAUACUCAGUCGGACCAUUUGUCCAUCUACUCCAGUAUUGUCUACACAGACUGGCAGCAGCAACUUUCCAGGGUUUCAGGUAGGGGACAUUGCCUGGAGUUGCCAGGCAUUGAACCUGAGACCUCCUGCCUCCAAAAUACCUGCUCUGCCCCUGAGCUGUGGCCCUUCCCCUGAAGGAGCGUCUCCACCCCCAUUGUUCAGCCCGGACACUGAGGUCCUGCUCUGAGGGCCUUCUUACAGUUCCCUCCCUGUGAGAAGUGAGGUUACAGGGAACCAGGCAGAGGGCCUUCUUGGUGGUGGCGCCCGCCCUGUGGAACGCCCUCCCGCCAGAUGUCAAGGAAAUAAAGAACUAUCUGACUUCUAGAAGACAUCUGAAGGGAGCCCUGUUUAGGGAAGUUUUUAAUGUCUGAUGUUUUACUGUGUUUUUAAUAUUCUGUUGGGAGCUGCCCAGAGUGGCUGGGGAAACCCAGCCAGAUGGGCGGGGUAUAAGUAAUAUAUUAUUAUUAUAUGUAGGAACCCCAUGCAAAAUGCACAUCAGCGUGUAGGUAUUUCCAUUAACACUUUACUAACCCCGCCUCUCCUCUCUCUUUGACAUGCUGCUAGAAAGUGAACCACCAAAGGGUAAGCUGAAUUGUGCAGUAUGCAAAUUUCCACAAGGACAUUCCUGUGUUUCUCGUCUUUUGGGGGUCGACUCAGCUUCACUCAAGCCAGGCCUGGAAGGGGUGCUUGGAGCUAGAAUCUUUAAAUAUAGUGGACUGGACUGUCUUAAUUAAAUGCAUGGUGCCCUUGCUGAGGAAAACAUUGCUUUGCGUAUAUUGAUGGAGAACAGAAGCGACAUGAUUUUGGUCACAGCAAUUCACAAAGUGUGUUGCUGUUUGUCUUAAGCCCAUUUCUGUGUUCAAAGAGAAGUGCUGAAACUGCUUUUGUGAAAAGCGUCUGGCUUAGAGGUGGUGAACAUGUGGUCCUCCAAAAGCUUUUUUUGGUACUGUUUUUAUUAAUAUUUCAUUAAGAGAAUUUCAUUUGUAAAAAAGAUAAAGAAAGAAGGGGAAGAAAGAAGGAAAAGAAUGAGAGAGGUUGAAAAAAGAAAAUAAAAAAAUGCUGUUACAUUUCCAUGCAUUAUUAUACAGAUCUAUGUAUUCUUUUUAUCCUAAUACAGUGGUGCCCCGCAAGACGAAUGCCUCGCAAGACGGAAAACCCACUAGACGAAAGGGUUUUCCGUUUUUCAAUGCGCUUCGCAGGACAAAUUUCCCUAUGGGCUUGCUUCGCAAGAUGAAAAUGUCUUGCGAGUCUUGAGAUUUUUUUUUCGCUCCCCCCCCCCUUUAUCUAAGCCGCUAAGCCUUUAAUAGCCUUUUAGCAGCUAAGCCGCUAAGCCACUAAGCCUUUAAUAGCCGCUAAACCGCUAAUAGCGCUAAUCCGUUAAGCCGCUAAUAGGGUUGCUUCGCAAGACGAUAAAAACCGCUAGACGAAGAUACUCACGGAACGGAUUAAUUUCGUCUUGCGAGGCACCACUGUACUCAUAUAAUUGUCAGUAACCUAACCCAUUCUGUGUAAACUCAUUCCAGAUACCAUUGUAUUAAUCCAAAGAAAGACUGCGUCUAUAAACUGUCCAUUCAUAUGUUCCCAGUGUUAUCAAGCCAUUGUUAAAGGGAAUCGUAUCUCUAUUUUUCCCAUUCAUCAGUAUCAGUCUCUUGGUCACCAUUAGUGCACGUAGAAUCCAUUUUUGCUGUCCUAUUGUCAAUUUCCAUACAAUGGGUAUAUAGUUCAAGAGCACAUUCACCUCUGAAAAUCUUAAAAAUUUCCCCAAGUGUCUUGCUUAUAGAGUCCAGCACUUUCUCCUAAAACUUAAUAAGUGUGGGACACAGUAAAAGCAUAUGUUUCGAAGAAGCAUUAUCCAUAUUACAUCUCCAACAAAGAGCUACAUUAAAUAGUCUUUUUGUGCUGGUCCCGGGGGGAAGGUUACCGUUGGCGUAGUCAAAGUCCGGUCCUGGGUCACUAGCCUGGAAACAGUUCACAAGGAGCGGGGCGAGGUCCGAAGCAGGAAGCCAGGCGGGGACAGGAACACUGGAGGGUCAGGUCUGGGUCCGGGCAGGAACAGGUACUCAACAACGACGUUGCUCCCGCAACCUGGGACCGGGCUGACUGGCCUUUAUCUUCUCUGAGGCCAGGGGCGGUCCCGGCCCCCAGGAGACCCGCCUCUCCUGGCCUUAAGGCGAGCACUCCUCCUGGGAGAAACCAGUUCCCUUCGCCUCUCUGCCCUGAGCCUCUGCAGUUCAGGAGAGGCUGAAGGGUUACUGGGCCCAGGGGGAGACUCACCUGUAUGCACUGAGUCCUCAACCACCUCUGGAGCCAGAGUGGAUUCACCUGGUGCCUGCUCCUGAGGAUCCGGCACAGGUGCAGGCGCCUCAGAAUCAAGGCCCUGCCCCUGUUCAGCCGGCCCUGGAGGCGGGGACUCCUGUGCAGGCUGGGAUUCCUCCGGUUCACCCUCUGAAUCGGAUUCCCAGGCCAUCACACUUUUCUUAUACAAACAUAAGGGAGUCCAAUAGAUUCUAAAUUGUAUUUUCUGUUGUAGAAGUCUUAGUUUAAGAUCUAGCGAUACAUCAAAUACCAAAGCCAAAUGUGGUCCUUUAAACAUUAUUGAACUACGGUUCACAGCAGCCGUAGCCAAAGUAGACAGUGAUCAGGGAUGAUGAGAGUUGUAGCCAUUUACCACAAUAUCAGUAAAGAUAAAGUAAAGGGACGUGGGUGGCACUGUGGGUUAAACCACAGAGCCUAGGGCUUGCCGAUCAGAAGGUCAGCGAUUCGAAUCCCUACGACAUGGUGAGCUCCCGUUGCUCUGUCCCUGCUCCUGCCCACCUAGCAGUUUGAAAGCAUGUCAGUGCAAGUAGAUAAACAGGUACCGCUCCGGCGGGAAGGUAAAUGGCGUUUCCGUGCGCUGCUCUGGUUCGCCAGAAGCGGCUUAGUUGCUGGCCACAUGACCCGGAAGCUGUACGCCGGCUCUCUCGGCCAAUAAAGCGAGAUGAGUGCCGCAACCCCAGAGUCGGCCACGACUAGACCUAAUGGUCAGGGGUCCCUUUACCUUUACCUUUAAGUAAAGAUCAGUACAAUCCAGGAUAGAAUUAAGUGCAUUAAAGCACAUUGUAUUCUGUGUACUGUGGUGUUCUAGUUAAUUCUACAGGCUUUGUGAUAAUUCUGUGGGUAGGCUAAAUGACUUAAGAGUCCUCAACUCCAGAUGCUUGAUGGAAUGACAUGUAACAUUGGCUUCCUUAGCAAAUUCCAAACUUAUGAACUGGGUGACAUCCAACUAAAGUUGAAAAUGAAAAAAAAUAAUAAAAAUAAUAGCAGCUGUGACUCAGGGGAUAGCAUAUGGCUAAGCUGAGCACACACCCAGGCAAUUCUGAGAAUGUCCCUUUCUCAGAAGCUGCUCUCCACAGAAUUCCCAAAUUGCUGUUUCCUGGACCCUGAGUUCAAGACAGAGUGCUGAAUUCAUCUAGCCCAGAACGCUAGCAGAAGGCAGCUCAAGGACUCCUGCUAGCACAACUGCCCCCCCCCCUUAGGCUUGUACAAUAAUCUAUAGUGGUACCUUGGGUUACAGAUGCUUCAGGUUACAGACUCCGUUAACCCAGAAAUAGUACCUCGGGUUAAGAACUUUGCUUCAGGAUGAGAACAGAAAUCGUGCAGCGGCAGCGGGAGACCCCGUUAGCUAAAGUGGUACCUCAGGUUAAGAACAGUUUCAGGUUAAGAACGGACCUCCAGAACAAAUUAAGUUCUUAACCCGAGGUACCACUGUAUCCAUAUAUCGCCCAGGACCGGUAUUAGGGGCAGACCGCCAUGACGGCUCCUGAGCCCUUCUGCUACCAUCGCCCAGCACGCUGAGGGAAAAACAAACUGCAGCCAGGCGCUGGAGGCAGAGGGACUCGGGAGCAGUGGCAGUUUCGCCAGCGAUGUACCCCUGAGUGAAACCGCCAGCUUGUUCCUCCCUCUGCUUCAACAAGCCUCAUGUCCCUCUGGCUGGAGCACGCUGAAGGAACAUGGGGCUUCCUCAGCUGGGGGGCAAGAAGGCUCGAAGAAGCACUCCUGCCCCCCAGCUGAGCCUUGCCAGUCUCCCUUGCCUUCCGCCACCCUGGGAUGGGUGAGGGGAGGUGCCAAUGGGCUGCUUCUUCAUCCAGGGAGGGAGAGGCUUGCUCCCGUCCCUGCCCGUGCCAAGGCAGCGGAUGAGGCAGGCCUAGAAACAGAGGGUUGGCACUGCUGCCUCAUCCGCCACUGCUUGGACAUGGGCUCUUUUCUGACACUGUGAUGUACAGUGGUACCUCAGGAUGCGAAUGGGAUCCGUUCCGGAGCCCGUUCGCAUCCUGAAUGGAACGUAAGACUCGACGGCGUGUCUGCAUGUGCGCGGACCACGUUUUGCAGCUUCCGCGCAUGCGCAUGAUGUCUUUUGAGCAUCUGCGCAUGCACGAGCGGCAAAACUUUAGGUUACUUCCGGGUUGCCACGGAGCACAACCCGAAAGCGCUCAACCUGAAGCACAUUCAACUCGAGGUAUGACUGUACCGCCACAUCGCGGUAUUUAGUGGGCAGUAUAUUAUGACGUUGGCAAAUAGUUAUCACCCAGCCCUACCCCCCAUGCCUGCCCGAAACUUACUCUGGAGGGUCAGGAGAGACCCCAGGGCAGUGCACAGGGCAAAGGGGGGGGUGUUUCAUCUGGCGAGUAAUAAAUGCUUGCACUGCUGGGACCUUCAGAAGAACAUGGCAUCAAGUUCCCCUGACAGUCUGGAAAUUUCAUGUGAUCUUUUUCCACAGGCAAAAUAUUUUCAGGGCAUGAAUAUGCUGUCUGCCCAAGUUUAAAAAGCUGUUGAAAUCCUCCCCCCCCCCCUUAUGUGCAGCCCUUUGAGACAAAAUUCAGCUUGUAUCUAGGUGGUUGGUGGAUAUACCACUGGGGAAUGCAGCCAGUUUUCGAUACGAUACGAUAUCUUUAUUGUCAUUGUCCCAUACAGAACAAUGAAAUUGAAAAAUCUACAUAAGACAUUUAAAAACCCCUAAAAACUCUGAAACCCCAUUUUAAAAUACAAUAUACUAUAGAGACUCCUUAUAAUGCGUUUAAAACCAGAAUUGCAUUUGGAUAGAAACUGUUUCUCAGGCGGCUAGUCCUGGUCUUUAUAACCCUAUACCUUCUUCCAGAAGGCAGAAGCUGAAAGAGAUCAUUUCCGGGUGCGUACUAUCCUGCGCUAUCUCUGCAGCUUUCUUAUGGCACCUGGAAUCAUAGAUUUGAUCUAAGGUGGGAAGAGUGUACCCAGUUAUUCUCUCUGCAGUCUUUACAACCCUGGACGGCAUUGUUUUUUCCCUGGCCGUGCGGCUCCCAAACCACACACACAGACCAUAAGUUAAUAGACUCUCCACAGUACAAUGGUAAAAUGCCAUCAACAGGUCCUUUGAGAGAUUGUUUUUCUGGAGGAUUCUCAGAAAAUAUAACCUCUGCUGUGCUCUCUUCAUCAGGUCUUUGCUGUUUUCUCCCCAGGUUAGGUCAUCUCUCAACUCCAUUCCCAGAAAUCAAAACACCGAGACUUGUUCCACGCACUUCCCUCAAUAAUAAGUGGCUGAAUAUUCAAUUUACAUUUCCUAAAGUCCACAAUAAUCUCUUUUGUUUUCUUUAAGUUAAGGAGUUUCCUCUUUUUUUAAAAAAGAAAAAAAGAAAGCUGGCUAACCGUAGCCAUUGCGUCAGUAAGUUUCUGCUUAGAUUAGUAAGAAGAAGAAGAGCUUCAGCGGUGGGCAAGACCGGUCAGGGAGCCUCAUCUCCUGACUUGACAUCUGGCAGGAAAAAUAUCUUACCCUGGAGAAAACUAAGGCGUGAAGGAGACAGCUGGUUUGGAACAAAGGGGAGAUUAAAAGCAGCUUUAAAACAACAACAUAACCUUGCAUGUCAAAAUUGGUAAUGAUAGCGCUGUCUGAUGUGACUAAAAUGAGAUGGGCUGUGUUCUUGUGUGUGGACUGUGGAGGCCAGGGGUUGGGAACUUUGUAGCCUCCAGAUGUUGAUAAAAUGCAACUCCCAUCAGCACCAGCAAGCGUGGCCAACAGCCAGGGGUGAUGGGAGCUAUAGUUCAGUAACAUCUGGAGGACCAGAGGUUCCCCACAGCUGGAAUAGAUUGAUAAUGUGGGUGGGCGUGAGACGUGGCACAAACUGAUCCUAAGUUAGUCUCUCACAUUUCAAUUAAUAAUAAUAAUAAUAAUAAUAAUAAUAAUAAUAAUAAUAAUUUAUUUAUACCCCGCCCAUCUGGCUGGGCUUCCCCAGCCACUCUGGGCGGCUUCCCAAAAAAUAUUACAAUACUGUAAUACAUCAAGCAUUAAAAGCUUCCCUAAACAGGGCUGCCUUCAGAUGUCUUCUAAAAGUCUGGUAGUUGUUGUUCUCUUUGACAUCUGGUGCGAGGGCGUUCCACAGGGCGGGCGCCACUACCGAGAAGGCCCCCUGCCUGGUUUCCUGUAACUUGGCUUCUCGCAGUGAGGGAACCGCCAGAAGGCCCUCGGUGCUGGACCUCAGUGUCCAGGUAGAAUGAUGGGGGUGGAGACGCUCCUUCAAAUAUACUGGACCGAGGCCCUUUAGGGCUUUAAAGGUCAGCACCAACACUUUGAAUUGUGCUCAGAAACGCACUGGGAGCCAAUGUAGGUCUUUCAAGACUGGUGUUACAUGGUCUUGGUGGCCACUCCCAGUCACCAGUCUAGCUGCCGCAUUCUGAAUUAGUUGUAGUUUCCGGGUCACCUUCAAAGGUAGUCCCACGUAGAGCGCAUUGCAGUACUCCAAGCGGGAGAUAACCAGAGCAUGCAUCACUCUGGCGAGGCAGUCCGCAGGCAGGUAGGGUCUCAGCCUACGUACCAGAUGGAGCUGGUAAACAGCUGCCCUGGACACAGAUUUGACCUGUGCCUCCAUGGACAGCUGUGAGUCCAGAAUGACUCCCAGGCUGCGCACCUGGUCCUUCACCUGGUGGAAAGGUGGGGAAACCUGUUUCCAGAACAAUUUAGCAUCGUUCUUUAAGGAAGCGUUUAAUAGUAGGGACCAGGAAAUAUAUUCAAACGGCCUUUUCUUUGUUGCUGACAGUGCUUUAUAGUCUCUUUUAAAUUCAAGAUACGACUUAAGACCCACUUUCCUAUACUCUCUGCAAGAGUCCCCAAGAUCUUUUUUCUUUCCACGACAAUCAUGGUCGAACCAGUCACACCCUGUGGAAUUAAUGGUUUUGUCACCUGAAUUUACGUUAGUUGAGACCACAUCCUUUAGGAAUUCAGUAAGAUUAUCAUGUGCCUCAAUAGAAGCUUCUGCAGAUUAACCAUUUAUAAUUUUUGAUCUUAAAUGAAUUGCUGGUUCCAAAUUGAGUCUGGUGUUAACUGCAGUAGACUACAGUGGUACCUCAGGUUACAUACAUUUCAGGUUACAGACGCUUCAGGUUACAGACUCCACUAACCCGGAAAUAGUACCUCGGGUUAAGAACUUUGCUUCAGGAUGAGAACAGAAAUCGUGCCCGGCAGCGGAAGCCCCAUUAGCUAAAGUGGUGCUUCAGGUUAAGAACAGUCCUCCAGAACAAAUUAAGUACUUAACCAGAGGUACCACUGUACUUCAGAGACCGUUUUAUUCUUUGCUUCAUAGGGACAUCUGCCUCAGCGGUUUGGCAUCUGUAAUUAAUUAACUAAUAAGCAAACGUUCUAAAAGCAGCUUCUUUCAUUUUUCAGCGAGGGAAAUUUGGCCACAAAGCAAGUUGUUUUCCUCCAGAGGCCUGUUAUGUGGAGCCCAGCUGCUCAGACGCCUGAGGUAAGAACGAUGAUCUGAGUAGGUAUGAGUGAACAGAAAGAUGCAGGUGUGGCGCAACAGCUGUUAAAAUUAGCGUGUGUUGUUUGCAUGCUUCCACUGUGCUUCAUGACUGAGCAAGAGGAGUUUAAAGCCUCAGCCAGAGUUGUUGGCUCAGAGGAUUUUGCCCAACUUUUCUCCUGUUCUCUUCUUUAAACUUGCUUCUUCACAAAUAGGCUAAGAUAACACUGUGUAGACUUAGAAAAUAAUAAUAAUACAAUAACCACUAGCUCCCCCCCACCCCUUAGAUUCUUUGUUGAAUUUUCUGCAAAACCAUUUGGCAUUCCUCUGCAAUCCAGGGCAAGCAGACAAAUUAUGCCUGGGGCUGUGUCUGGGAAAGAAAGAACUUCAUUAUAACCCCAGCAGCAGCAACAGAGGUUUCCUUUCCCCCACUCCACAAUAAGGAGCACAUUGUGUGCGGUUACGCAAUGACUAGGAUGAGCUGUGCGACAGACUAUUAUCCGUUUCCUCACGGGUUGGAAAAAAAAGACGUUAAAAGGGCUCAGAAUAGUUUGUGCAGUUGCUGACCUCAGAUGAUCCGUCGUCCAGCUGGGUAAUUUCCCUGCGAGGAGUAUCUGUGCAAAAACCACACUGGCUAUUUUGCUGCCGCCUGAGAAGGGUGUGGUGGCAGAGGCCCCACGGCUUGCAGUUGCCCUCUCUCCAUAGUCACCGUGGCCAGAUCACUGGGUUAUUAUUAACAUUUUCUUUUUUUUCUUCUUUUUUUAUAAAUUUUUAAUUAGAUUUUCCACAAGGAUAACACAAACCGCAAAGCAGAAUGAUACACAAAAACAGAAGGGGGAAAAAGAGAACAAUAAACAGAUAGACAAUAACAACAAACUUCAUUCUUCACAAAUCCAACCUUUUAAACAUCUUGGUUGACUUCCUCAAAUCCCUCCCUUCUGAGUUUCCUUGUAAUUAACAGUAAAAGCUUUCCAAUAUCAUUAUUAAAUAAACAGUUUCCAAUUAUAGUCCAUCUUAGUCACUUUGCUUAACAUUCUAAAUCCCAUUUAUUUAAUUAUAACUUAGUUUAAUCCUAGGCCUAUGGGCCUAUUUGUUUCUUUCAAGUAAUUUCUAAUUUUUUAUAUUACAAUAUUUAUUCAAAUAGUCCUUAAAUUUCCUCCAGUCCUCUUGAAACUCCUCUUCUUUCUGGUCGCGGAUUCUUCCAGUCAGGUCAGCUAGCUCCGAAAAAGUUAAUUUAUUAACAUUUUAAAUGUUAAAUUAUUAACAUUUUCCUUAAUAGGGCAUCCCUACAAGCUACUGUUAUGGACACCUUAAAUGCAACCUCUGGCAGUGAGGUUCAUGUAUUCCCAAACUUAGGGCUCCAGCUGCUUUUGGACCACAAUUUCCAUCAUCCCUAGCUAGGAUUUGUAAUCCAAAAACAGCUGGCGACUACUGCGGCCCGUGUUUUGUCAGUCCCAAAAUGGAAAACGAGCGAGGUCCCAGCUAAAGAAGAAUGACAACUUAAACUGGUGGGAUAUGCGCAGCUUGAGGACCUAACACAGAAUAAGAGGACAUACGUUUAAAGAAGAUUGGGAAAUGUUUAUUGAAUAUUUUGGGGGGAAUUGUGCACACUUGAAAACGUUGGCAGCGUUAAGAUAAAUUCAGCCAUGUAUACAAGUUUUGAUGGAUGUAAUAAUGGGAAAUUGAAUGCUUUUGUUUAUGUAAAAUAUGCAGGGGUUUAUAUGCAAAAUGUACCAUGGAAAGUGAAGAAGGGAAGUCAGUGAUGUUUUAAGGUUGUUUAAAUGAAUAUUCCAAAUUGUAAAACAGAAAAUUUAAUAAAAAUAUAUAAACCGCUGGCGACCCAAGUUUAGGAAACCCUGCUCUAAACUAAAAAGUCCCAAACACUGUUUCCCCAUCUCUUCAGUCAUUUGUGUUGCCCUUUUUUGAACCUUCCCCAAUUCUUCAAUAUCCUUUUUGAGGCGAGGGAACCGGAACCGUGCCGAGUACUCCAAAUGCAGUCACACCAUAGCUUUGAAUAACAGCAUUAUGAAAUCAGCAGUUUUAUUUUUUAUUCCUUUCCUAACGAUCCCCAACACGAAAUGUACCUUUUGCCGCAACUGCUGCACACCGCCUCUGAUCAAAGCAUUCAGAGAUGGCUGCACAUUAUUCCUGUUUGGGCAUCAGAAACAUGCAAGCAGCAACUGUCUAGUGCAUCCAGUUCUCAGUCCAUGCAUGCACAAAAGCCUGUUUCCAUGGGCACAUGCGUUGCUCUCACUGAUUCAGGGUGAAUGGCAUGUGCAAUAGAAAACAUCUCCUAUUCCUCAGUUUGUUCAAGGCAAAUUCUGGAUGUGCCCAGAAAAAGUUAGCAACACUUACACUGCAAUCCUGCACAUAUCUACUCACAAGUACUAAUUAAUUCAGUGGGGCUUACUCCCAGUAUAUAGGUCCUAUUGAAAUCAGUGGGAUUUAAGUCAUCAUGACUUUUUGAAUUCCUUUCAAUGAUAUCAACCAAGUUGCGUUGGAUCUAAGGUAGCAUAAACUUUUCUUUUAACAUUAAGUGCCAACUUUUAAAAAAUUAUUAAAUUGACAUUCAAGAAAAACUGUCCUUUUAAGGAGCUCCAGAAAGGCACAUUCGUUAACAUUAUCCAUUAUCUUCUAAGCUAUUAAACCUAGGGUGCAAUGCAAGUUUACUCAGCAGUUAAGUCCCAGUGGGGUUUGCUCCCAGGUCAGUGUGCUAAUACAAUUGCCUUAACAACUUUCUGUGCAUAACAUCCUCAGAGACUUAAGAUUAAAAUGUGAGGCAUCAAGCACAAACCGCCCCCUCCAAUUAAGAAAUUUAUUAUUCCUACUUUUAUUUUAUUUUUUUAAAAAAUAACCUAAAACAAAAUAACUGGAGUACAGUAAUGUAACAUUUACUGUAUUUUUCGCUCUAUAAGACGCACCAGACCACAAGAUGCACCUAGUUUUUGGAGGAGGAAAACAAGAAAAAAAAUAUUCUGAAUCUCAGAAGCCAGAACAGCAAGAGGGAUUGCUGUGCAGUGAAAGCAGCAAUCCCUCUUGCUAUUCUGGCUUCUGGGAUAGCUGCGCAGCCUGCAUUCGCUCCAUAAGACGCACACACAUUUCCCCUUACUUUUUAGAAGGGAAAAAGUCUUAUAGAGCAAAAAAUACGGUAUUUAAAAUUAUCUUCAGUGAAUUGGCAGCCCUCUCUCUCCCUGUUUCCUUCCUUCGCUGCUUUUUUAUAAUGAGGAAAACAGAAGAAGGAAAGAAAUGUAAUCGGAGGAGCAGCUCUGUUUAAAAACCUUCGCUCUGGCUAAACCUCUACUGCAUUACAUGCCGAAGUAAUAUUAAGUUCUGGGAAAUUUCCUUCCAGAGAUGUAAUAAACUAAGCAGCACAGGAAGCAUUUAAGAACUCCCAUAACUUUUACGUACUUUAAUGUGCCCUGUUUUUGCAUAGGAAGGAUAUCAGCUGGCUGCCCCAUUCUGGCAAAUACCUCCCACAUGCUAGUCCAGGAGGCUGAGGUUUUCAGUUACAACGAAAUCAAAGAGAGGGUACAGAAUGGCAACCUUAUGCCUCAGUACCUCAAAGGCUGCAAAGGUCAAACAACUGCUGAUCCCUACCCCCAGGGCUAUUUGACACAGAAUAUUUAAACCGUAGGGCAGAGACAGACGGCCCUCCUCUUCUGUGCUUCAAAGAUUCACCCGUCCCUUUUGAUUCAAAACCUUUAGAAGCAUUUUUCAAAUCGCAGUCUCCUAUAGCUAGCAGCUGCCAUUACGUUGCUAAAGUUGCCCAUGUUGUGGCGCCUUGUAAAUGAUGCUGUUUAAUAAACCAUAGGCGCUUUGAUGAGACAAAGGCUCCAAGGGCCUUACAGGGCCACCCUGACCAUGUCUACUGAGAAGUAAGUCCCACUGAAUCCAAGGAAACUUAUUCCCAAGUAAAUGGGGUUGAGGAUUGCAGCCUUUGUGAACAGACCCAUUGAAAUCAAUGGGAUUCGUCGGUUUCGAUGGGUCUUCUCGAGGCGUUUUUAGACUUUGUAGAAGGGAAAGGGGAAGAGGACAAAUCUUAUUCCUAGAAUUGCCCACUCAGUACUAAACAGAGGCUAGGUAAAGGUAAAGGGACCCCUGACCAUUAGGUCCAGUCGUGGCCGACUCUGUGGUUGCGGCGCUCAUCUCGCUUUACUGGCCGAGGGAGCUGGUGUACAGCUUCCGGGUCAUGUGGCCAGCAUGACUAAGCCACUUCUGGCGAACCAGAGCAGCGCACGGAAACGCCAUUUACCUUCCCGCCAGAGCAGUACCUAUUUAUCUACUUGCACUGGUGUGCUUUCGAACUGCUAGGCUGGCAGGAGCAGGGACCGAGCAACGGGAGCUCACCCCGUUGCGGGGAUUCGAACCGCCGACCUUCUGAUCGACAAGUCCUAGGCUCUGUGGUUUAAUGCACAGCGCCACUCGCGUCCCUAAACAGAGGCUACAGGAAACCAAUUUUCCAGUGGGAAGAGCAAUGCUCUAAUCACACACGUCAUGCUCCUGAGACUCCGAUACCAGUUCAAGUAUUGGCUAUGAAGUAUUGAUUUAGAUUCCUAAUGCAGACCCAAGUCGUAUCUCUGAGAGCUUACUUUUAUGUUCUGCUUGGUUAAGAAUGUCUUUGGAGAAUUAUUCUAGGUAACCCUUUAGGUCAAAAUCAAAAGCAGUAUCUCCAGCAUCACAAAAAUAUGCUUUUGAGCCCCAGCCUGUUAUGCAGACAGGACCAAAUUAAGGAUUCUUUAUCCAAAAGUUUCAAUGGGUGUUGGGAGUGUGAGAUUCUUUGCCUGUUGCAUUAAUUUUUGGUCCCUGUUACAAUGUAAGAGUAUGGUGCAAAGUUAUUACUUGGCAGGGUCCCCCCGUAGCUCACUUGCACAGCAUCUAAAGGCUUUUCAAACUCCUGGGAACUUGGCUUUACCCAGCAUUGGCCACACAUAAUUAUGAAGACAGGGAUGGGGAACUGCAUGCCAGAAUUGGAGCUAACUUUCGCUUCAGACAAUAGAUGUCAAAGUUUCUAUCACUGCACAGGAAACCAGUGCGUGGGACCAGACUGUAAAUUCUGCAAAUAUUCAGCCAUUUCAUUCCCGAUUCUUUUGUUCCCAGAUCCAAGUGCACAUUCUUUCAGCUCUCUUCCUCUGUGAACUCUUAAUUCAAAUAUUCUUUUUUUUUCCGUUUCAGAAGAAAUCCACCAAGCAACUUAGAGAAGAAAAAGGAAAGGCUCCCAGCAGAAGUGUUGGAUUAGACACAGCUACUUCCCAGCCUGCACAAAAUACACAAGCUACGGAUGAGUUUCAUCUAUCGCCUUCUGCAGAGUGUUGGCCCAAGGACAGAGCAGUCCACUUUGAAAGCUUUGCCGGAUUCAGCAGCAGUGAUGGCAUACUAAGGGAACUAGAUGAUGGGCAGUUUGACCAAGAAGAUGGAGUCACUCAGGUCACUUGCAUGUGACCAGGAAAUGGAUUAGAUGGACCUGUACAUAUUUUUUUAAAAAAUGUAAAAAUAGAAAUUGCUUUUUAUAUGUGUCGGUAUAAUUUUCUCCCUUUGUCUUAUACAAACGUGCACAUUAUACUUCCCCUCAACUCUGUAAAUAUGCUCAUAAAAAAGGUAAAGGUAAAUAGCACAACUCUUAUUUGUUUAGUGUUGGCGGAAGUGCUAACUUUUGAGUGAGGUCUGUUUUACUGGGAUUUUGAAUUUCUAGAACAGCACUAUAUGACAUCUCAGCAGUCUUUCUGUCAAUUGGAAGCAACUGCAGAUAAGGUGUUGCCUUCUGCUCUUCUGCAAAACGUAAGACUUUUUACAAAGUGCUUGAAAUGUAAUACAGCAGCAUUUCUCUUAAUAUACUGUUUUAAAUAUCAUAAGGUUUAACACCAAAUUAAAACUGUACAUAGAGAACCGUGUGCCAUUUUUAGGUUUCAGGUUUAAACUCUCCUCGUGUUAAAAGAGUGCAAACUCAAACACUAUAAUAAAAAAUUGGUACUAAAAACAAAUCACUAAUAGUGUGCAGUCACAAGUGUUAUUAGGUGGCUAUUUGUGAAUGACUGGAAAUCAUU